GCUGCAGCGGCUGAAGGAAAACCCAAUGAGCGAGUGCGGUACAUCUUCACGGCAAGACACAUCGGCUGUUCCAAUAAUAUCAUUUACUCCAUCUUUCUAUGAAUCAUAACUCGUGACUUAAUACGAGAUGCUUAGGCGAUUUUAAUCUUAUCGGUGGUAUUGUAAAUAGCUGGUAGAUUAAAUAGACUCCCGCCUGAGCCCGGUACAGGUACAUGUGCAUUUAUUAUGUAAAGAGGACCGUCUCCGGCUUGACCCCGAGGGAAUGACAUCACAGCAUUACUAAGCCAUAUUUUGCAUUGACUGGUGAAGCGGCCAUUUUCCUGCAGACAUUCUACUUUUAUUUGGACGAUAUGGGGGAUAUUAUUGACUAGGGGUAUGACAUUUGACGUAGGGAUAUCUCGGAUGAUAGGGAUGUAACGGGUGGCAACAAUGGACACCAACCCAUCGGAUUACUACUACAGGGAGUAUGGAACCGGCGAGGGAGAACUGCCAUUUGCCAUGCUUCAGCUUGAUCCACCAGACCGAGCCGUGUUAAAAAUAGCAGAUGAAAGGGAUGCCGUUCAAAAGAAAACAUUUACAAAAUGGAUUAAUAAACACUUGCUGAAGUGGUCUCCCUUACCUGUUGACUACAUGCAGCAUUGGAGAUUCUCCCAGGCUGGACGACGGAUAUUGGAUCUUUUUACCGACCUCAAAGAUGGACAUAACCUGAUAUCACUUUUAGAAGUGCUGGCUCACGAAUCACUGCCAAGAGAAAAGGGGCGCAUGAAGUUCCACAAGAUUCAAAAUGUACAGAUAGCACUGGAGUUUCUGGCUCGGAAAGGGAUCAAACUUGUAAACAUUCGAUCAGAUGAAAUCGUCGACGGCAACCCAAAACUAACGCUAGGGCUCCUCUGGACCAUAAUCCUCCAUUUCCAGGUGUCAGAUGUGGUCGUCGCUGGGCAACCUGAGGACAUCACAGCCAAAGAGGCCUUGUUGCUAUGGAGUCGGCGAACAGUGGAAGGCUACCCCGGAGUCAAGAUCAACAACUUCAGCAAGAGUUGGCGGGACGGGCGUGCAUUCCUCUCCAUCAUACACAGACACAGGCCCGAUCUUGUGGAUCUCCAGAGAGCACGUACCAGCACUGCCCGCCAGAACCUCGAGCUCGCCUUCGGCAUCGCAGAGCAGGAGUACGGAGUAACAAGGCUACUUGACCCUGAAGAUGUUGAUGUGACGGAGCCUGAUGAGAAAUCUGUGAUAACUUACGUGUCCUCACUCUACGACGUCUUCCCAGAAUGCCCCAGUGUAGAACAAACACUACGAGAUAAUGAACGACAAUUAAAAGUUGAUGAAUACAGGGAACUGGCCACUUCACUACUUACGUGGCUACAUGAUGCUACGGCCAUGUUACAGGAACGCAGAUUCCCCACGACACUUAUAGAAAUGAAGACUCUUCUAGCAGAAUCAAAUAGGUUUAAAAUUGAAGACGUCCCCCCUCGGUUGGAAAUGAGGCAGAAAAUAUACAGAAUUUUUGAAGAAAUACAGGGUUUUGGGUCUGGUAGUUCACUGCUGGCCUUUCCAGACGACCAUCAGCCAGACAAUAUAACAGCGAUGUGGAACAGGUUUUCAUUGGCUAACCAGGAACGAGACAGCAAUAUACAGGCAGAGGUUGUCAGGUUAGAAAGAUUACAGAGACUUGCAGAAAAGAUUCAUAGAGAGGCUAAACAUUCGGAGGACAACCUUGAUGACCUUGGACGGAGAAUCGGGGAUGAGCAAGGUCGCGUGGAACUCCUACACCCCCUAGAAGCUAAGCGCAACUGUGAUGCAUUAGACCGAGCUCUGAAAAACUUAGAAGAGUCCGCCCGAAGUAUGUUUCGGGACGUACAAGCCCUUCAAGACGGUAGAUUUCCUACCGCAGAUCAACUUUAUAAAAGGGUGUCUGUGAUACAGUCCAGAAUCUCCCAGCUGAGGACACAAUUAAUGGGCGAGGUGAUACAGAAACUCAUCUCCAAGUCUUACAUAGAGGAGGGUAUCACUGUGACGCGUCGCAAGGAGGUCGUCAAGGAAGUACGCCUCAUUGAGACAAAUCCUGCCUUCAAACACGUACAGGAGUGUCUUGCCUGGAUAGACUCUAAACAGGAGGCUUUAGAGGCAGGAGAGUACGGCAGUGACAUCCAGACGAUACAGAUAAACCUGGAUGUCCACCAGAUGGAGCACCAACAGAUCAUGAACUUCCGCUCGGAAAUAGACAGAUGUAUCGCCGAUGGAAGAGCUCUAUCAGCAGAUGAGCGCAACUUGUACACCGAGAGUCUUUCAAAAGUAGAGGUGGCUUACUCUCUACUGACAAACACGACACUACGACGUAUGAAGUGUCUAGAGACAUUUCACGAAUUUCUCAACCUGGCCAUGGCGGAACUGCUGUGGCUCAAUGAUAAGGAGGAAGCAGAAAUAGAACGAGACUGGGGCUCGCCAAACAUGGACAUCCAACAUACAUCGGAGUCUUACAAGGCUAGAUUCCCUUACCACCAGAGCCUUCUGCAUGACCUUGAGGUGCGGGAAGGUCACUUUAAUUCCAUACAGGAGCGAGGCUCAGCCAUGAUCCUAGACCGGCAUCCAGCUGCUGAAACCAUCAAGGCAUACAUGGAGACAAUGCAGUCUACAUGGUCCUGGCUGUUACAACUCACCCUGUGUCUUGAAUCACAUGUCAAGCACCUGACGGCGUACCACCAGUUUUACGAAGGCUGCCAACAGUGCGAGGCAGAGCUAUCCCAGCAUUCCGAGCUUCUCCACACACGUUACAGCCAGGAGAGCCUUGAUGUGGAGGAGGCAAAGAAACGUGUCCAAGAGUUGCGAGCCAUGCAGGAACAAAUAUCAGACUUAGAGAAACAGACUGCGACACUUGUGCAACUCAGUUACGAAAUAGUGCCAUUGAAAAAGCGUGGAGAAGUGAUACCAUCUCCGUGUCGGGUCAAGUGCUUGUGUACUUACAGGCAGCCAGAGCUGGUUCUUCAGAAAGGACAAGAGUGUAUGCUUCUAGACACAUCCCAAAGAACAAGAUGGAGGAUGAGAACCCACUCAGGUAAAGAGGACCUGGUACCUUCUGUCUGCUUCCUGAUUCCACCCCCAAAUCAGGAGGCUAUAGAAUGUGCUGAACGGUUAAAGAUACAGAUGGAACACCUGCGAAGUGUGUGGAAGAUGAGACAGCGGUCCAGCCGACUAAACAUGGUUACUGCAACGAUACAGGUCAUCAGGUCCUGGGAUCUAAAACAGUUUCAGAAACUUGACCCGGUGGGACGGGAAACCCUACUCAAGGUUGUGAAUGAGGAUGCAGAGAAGCUGAUCAGUGAGAUUGGCGACUCGCAUCCCGACGUGAGGAAAUUAAAGGCCGAGUUAGCUGAAUGUAACAAAGUAUUCCACAGUCUUUCUACGGCAGCCUCAGACUCGAGGUUGACGAGGUCACCUGACCAAAAGUUUGCACAGGACCUGGACGCGGUCAGCCACAACCUGUCAAGUUGUGAGCAAACACUAAUGGGUCACCUUCAGGAGAUGCACCCAAGAGACAAAGGGGCUCUACGACAUGCCAUAGAGAGGCAGAAGAGCUGGGACAGAACACUAAGCAGUCAUGAAAUGGAUGUGGAACAUAUGAAGCAGUCCUUCGUCAAUCUGCCGCCUCGCUCCCAACACCAGAUGGAGCCACAGUAUAUCGCAUCACUACAAAAGUGGGAUCAUAUGUGGACCCUCUCAAAAUCAAAUAUGGACAGAUUAAAGAAUGUUGAUUCACUGUUAUCGGACCUAGACAACGUGAGACAACUCGUCGCUGAUUAUGAGAUUGCCCUCAUUACUCAUGACAGUUUGUCGUCCGAACCUGAAUCUCUCAGAACCCACAAGGCAGAACUACAGGACCUCCAAGUUUCAGUACAGCAACAACAGCAAAAGGUGGCCUCACUGAAGCGUGACACGGCCAGUCUACGUGUCCACACGGAGAAGUGUCGGCCAGGCGUGGCACGCUACUACGACCUCGAGGGCACAGAGAAGGAGGUGACAGAUCUGGACCAGCGCUGGGACAACGUCUGUAUACAGGUUGUGGAAAGACUAAGGAGUAUGGACACUGCAGGUGACCUACUAUCUCUUUAUACCAACGGCCUCAAGUCCGAGCAGCAGUGGGGGGAUCACACCCAACUGGCCAUCGACACCCAGCCCCCACUCACGCAGGAACUCCCCCAACUCAAACAGAUGAUAGAACCAACCAUGACAAUUUACAACGGACUUGGAGAACGUCAGCAUCAGAUUGAGGCUGUGAAUCGUCACGGUGGCCAGUAUAUUCGUGAGGCAAAGAUUUACGACAGGAAGCUGAAGCAGUACCGAGACAGUCUGGAAGACAUCGACGCCGCCCUGGUAGAAGGUUUGUCCAAACGACGGCGACAUGAGGGUGGGGCCGAGACGGUUAAGACAGAACUGGACAUGCUCAACCGGCGAUAUAUAGAUAUGGUCAAGUGGACCAACAACCGGCUCAAGGAGAUCACUGCCAGAUUGUCCGGAUCCAACGAGGAUAUACAGUUCCAGAUGGUGAUUGAUGAGGAUAUUCCGUUACUUCGUACAUUCCGGGCAGAGCUUGCCAAACGCUCCUCCAUGUUAGUUGAUGAGGACAUGCAGGGUUUCUUUGAGCAGCUCUCCGAGUUUGAAGGCUAUGCUAGCCAGCCAGGGCAAGGAUACAGUGGUCCAGCUAAGACCUUUGUCAGCAAAGUGACGAUGCAUGCACAAAGCACCCAUGAACAGCCUCCGGCUACCCUGACACCAGGCAUCCGGGUAACCAAGAUGAUGGAUACCAUGGAGAAACCUGUGACAGCAGCUGUUGUUCCACAGGUUCAAAUGAGAAUGGUGUCACCACCCCCCUCCGACGCCGGAAAGAGGCUCUCGCAGAAGGUGGCUAGCAUCACUAGCAUAACUGCUCUUGGCAACGUCAGUGAAAUUGAUGGCAAGUUCCCACAGGCUUCUCAAACACUUGUGACUUUAAAACUGGAAAAUUUGGCCCCCAAAGGGACCACUGUGUUUGUGUCGGCCAUCUUGAAUCCCAAAACUGGCCGUAAAUUGAACAUGGUGGAAGCUAUAAAGACAGGAUUGUUUGAUCCAAAAACAGGAUAUUUCAUGGAUCCUAUCACCAGUCGUCGGAUACAAUUCCUUGAAGCAUGUGAUCGAGGCUACAUUUCCUCAGAGCUACAGCGGGAGUUAAAGUCCCCAUGUGGUAUACCUGACCCACGCACCGGCCGUCAGUUAUCUCUGAUGGAUGCCAUACAGAAAGGAUACUUCGAUCCUGUAAAACUUACAUUUAGAGACCCCUCUACGGGGCUACACAUUCCAGUCCAUGAGGCCCUUUCCAGGGGAAUAAUCUCAGAUGAAACAGCUAAGAAGUUGUGUGGGGAUGGCUACGCCGUGACAACUAUCACACAGUCUCAGGCUAUAUUUGGAGACAGGAAACUGUCUUCACUGGAAACAACAAUUGGCCUUGCUGAGGCAGUAGAAAAAGGACUGUAUGACCACUCGACAGGAAAGAUCCUUGACCCACUCUCUGGAAACCACAUGACUAUUCUAGAGGCUGUGGAGAAGGGCUUCAUCAGUCCUUCCAAGAAAGAGAUCAAAGAUCCAUCCAGUGGAGAAUAUGUCACAUUGAUCGAGGCUGUGUCCAAGGGCCUGAUUGAUCCAGAGUCAGGCCAAUGCAUUGAAAAGACAACCGGGAAGAGAAUUCCAUUAGAUGAAGCAUUCCAGCAACAAAUACUGAACAAGCCAUUAACACUAUCAAAGGCUCUGGCUGACGGAACCAUCACCGACAAGGGAUAUUUUGUCGAUCCCCAAUCUGGCAAGGUCAUGGCCUUCUCGGAUGCUGUUGACAAUGGUCUCCUUGACGACAGUGUGAAGUGUAUUGUUGACCCUACUAACAACGACGUCCUGUCUCUGUCAGAGGCAAUAGAGCGGGGCGUUAUUGACUCCAGGGGUCUGUACGUACCCCCAGGGGCAGCACCUCCCACGCCCAUAGGUCAAGCUCUCGAGGAGGGACACAUCAAACUUGUAAGUGAAGAAGUUGUGUUUGCAAAACCAAGUGUAAAGGACUCGCUCACAGGAAAGACUUUGACUCUUGCUGAAGCCCUAAAGCAAGGUGUCAUCACAAGUGGUGGUGAAUUUGUUGAUACUCGGUCUGGACGUCGUGUGUUGUUACGAGCUGCCGGUAGUCAAGGCUUUGUUGUAAAAGACACGGUAGAGAAAUUGACACAAGAAACAUCAAUCAAGGACCUAUCAGGGAAGAAUGUGACAAUGCUGAAGGCUGUUCAGAUGGGACUCAUUAGUCCAACAACAGGGGAAAUCAGGAACUUGGCCACCGGUGAUGUGAUGCCACUACAACAGGCCACUAUGGAGGGUCUAUUGUCUGCGGAGGAUGCUCAAACAGUGAUAGAACUUCUCAGCCCUGUUGUCAUCUACACUGCACUCACCACAAAUCAAAAAUCUGUAAAGGACAAGGAGGAGCCACCCAUGGAGCCCAUCACUGUGUCAGAGGCGUUAGAUCAGGGCCUGCUUGACGAGGAUUCACAGACUUUCAGACAUCCAAGGACAGGCAAGACAAUGCCUGUUGAGGAUGCUAUUGAACAGGGGUUGUUGAAACUGUCAUCUGAAUGGCCACGACCAACAUUGGUGUCAGAGACUAAAGACGAUGCUGACCGCUGGCUGGAGGAGGUCGUCACUAAGAUGUCUCCAGUAUCUCCUGGUCAGUCUGCUACAGUAGAUUCCAAACUGACCAAAGAUGAUGAGGGGUUCUCUUUCACCACAACGACCAUCUCCCGACCUGCCAUCACUGAGAACCUGGUGUCCGAAACAAACUACAUCAAAAUACAGAGCGUUACUGACCCUCGCACCAAGGAGAGAUUGUCACCACAAGAAGCGGCAACACGUGGACUUAUAAAUGUAGCACAGGGGUGCUUCAUCCAUCCAGCCACAGGCAAGAAGUUCACAGUGAAGGAGGCCAUGGACCGAGGGUUCUUGACAGGCAUGGAGGUGGAUACACCUACAGAUCAGGCAGUCAAAGCGGUCCGGUCUUUCUCUAUCACAGGUGUCAUUGAUCCCAACACAGGUGAUAAAAUAUCAGUCUCCCAGGCGGUCAAGGAUGGAAUACUUGACAGAGAGCGAGGUCAGUAUGUGAGUCGAGACGGACUGGGUCGUGAGGUGCUCCUCCCCAUCAGUCAGGCAGUGGAGAAGGGCCUCGUUCUGGCAGAUGAUGUCAGUGUGUCACCUGCAGCACCACUACAGGGUCUUAAACGUGAGACAAGGUCCUAUCAGCUCAAGAGUGUAAAACACCCGAUUACUGGAAAAAACAUAUCUGUCUUGGAUGCAGUGCAGGAAGGAAUACUAGAUGAGCAUAAUGGUGUAUACAUAAACACAUCCACGGGUGAAAAGCUACGUAUCCCAGAGGCUAUCGAACAGAAGCUCAUAGACGCUGAAUUGUCGUCCAUCACUUCCAGCGAUGGCGUAGACGGCAGUAAGGUGGUCACAACUAAACUGACAACCCUGAAGGUGUCGUGGGUAGUAGAUCCUAGAACCAGUGCUACCAUAUCCGUGGCAAAGGCUGUCGAAGAGGGGAUUGUCAACCAGCAUAACGGCACAUAUAUUAAUAUUGUCACAGGUGAAGUCAUGUCUAUGAAUGAUGCCAUAGAGAAAAAGCUGGCUAUAGCAACUGCUUCAGGCGUUGAAUCAUCUGGCAGCUCUGACAUUCACAGUAUUCACAUCACAGAGGAGCUUGAGGCUAUGGAGGCAACACUGGUGGAAGACAUCACGGCAGAGACAGUGACCUUGAGCAUUAGCAGUGUGGUUGACCCCAUCACCAUGGAGAUGUUGUCAUAUGAUGAUGCUGUCAUAAGUGGAGUUCUUGACCUCAAUAAGGGCUUGUAUGUCAAUCCAAGGUCAGGUGAAGUUAUUCCGAUCAACAGCGCGCUCAACAAAGGACUCAUACAUGCUGAUGUGACUGGUCAAAAAGUUGAGGAGGAUAUCUUCCACAGCUCUGUACAGGCAGGAAGUGGGGGAUUUUCCCUCAAACAUGUCGCAUCAAUCAGAGACGCAAAAACUGGACUGGAGAUGUCGCCUUUCAAGGCUGUACAGCAAGGCCUCAUUGAUAUAGAGAAAGGAACGUUCCUGGACACAAAAACCUGCAUGAGGAUUCCUUUAGAGGAUGCAUUCAAACAGGGGUUCUUUUCCAUGUCCAAGGCCACUGAUGCUGACGAAAUCACCCGACUCAUGAACGAAUCACAAGAGGAGGUAUCUCCACCUGUGAUAUCAGAAAAUGGAUUCACACCAAAUGUAGUAGAGAUGAAAUUGGAAAGGUCUGGAAUGCAAGAUAGCGACAAACAAAAGUCUGAUGUAGCUGAUGAGAUCCUCAACUACACAACAGAUGUAGAACAAAGCUUCGAGAUGGAUACUGAAGAUUUUCCAGAUUCUCACAGGAAUGGACAGCUGACACUGGGCACCAAACAGACAACCAAGAUGGGGGCUGAUGUCCGCGGAGUGAAUGUGAACACUGUUGCCUUCCCACAGGGAUUGUCCUACUGUGAGGCAGUCAAUGUCGGUCUGGUAGACCCUACAUCUGGAAAGGUCCGAGAUCCCAGGAGUGGAAAUCUGAUUUCUUUGCAGGAAGCAAUGGAACAAGGUAUCAUCAACCCACUGAAGCCGGCCAUGGUCAGCAUUGUCGGCAACAACACCCUGACACUGCAGGAUGCAUUCAAACAAGGGCUUGUUGAUCCAGGUACCGGACGGGUCAACUACCAGAAGAGCAAAACUGAUCAGUUCCAGAUCAGCCCUAACCUUCCUACUCAGUUCUCGUCUCCGGGGCCUCUCAAUCUGUUGGAUGCUUUAAAGGCCGGACUUUACAAUCCAGCCAGCCAGAAGUUUCUGGAACCAUUGUCAGGAGACACCAUGUCUAUACAAGAGGCAGUCAACCGUAACGUGCUGAACGGAAACAUGGUGACAGUCAAAGAUAUGUCAUCAGGACGCCGUAUUUCACUCAAGCUGGCCCUUAGCAAGGGUCUCAUUGACGGAGCUACUGCUACUGUAACAGACACAGCCACUGGGGAAGUGAUGUCAUUGGAAGAGGCAGUAAAGCGUGGAUUGAUUCAGAAUUCUGUAAAUGAAGAGGAGGGUACUGUGUAUGACACAGUGACCGGAGAAGGUAUUCCCCUGAACAAGGCCAUUACAGAUGGACAAUUACGUGCAGAAGACGUCACCAUCUUAGAUACAACAACUGGUGAGAUGGUGUCCAUGGACGUUGCCUUCAGGAAAGGUCUGAUUGACAGGAGGACAGGCAGUGUCAAGGACAAGCAGACCGGACAAAAGAUGACUGCUCAGGAGGCUGUAAAGCUGGGGCUCAUGGCAGUAGUUGGAGCUCCAGUUCUGGCAGGAAAGGCUGUUUUUGAUGCAGUGAAAGGUAGGAAAGGACAGACGUGGACUGAAGAUACGAGUCAUACAGGACAAACAUGGAAGAUGGACGUCUCACCAACAAGGGACACGUUUCAGAAACGGACAUUGUCAAGUUCCUCUAGUUCUCCUCAAAGGUCACCUGUGAAGGACCCCAGUGACCGUUUUGGAUCGCCGACUAAAGACAAAGACCAUUCACCUGUGAAAGAUACAAAGGACCGUUAUGGAUCGCCAAUAAAAGUCCAAGACAAAUCACCUAUGAGGGACAAUGGAUUUAGUGUGAAUGGAAAUGGUCUUCAUGAUGAUGACAUUCAACAACCACUGACUACCAUUGUCUAUGCUAAACCAACAGACCGAAUUAAGGUCUCUCAGCCCCAGAGACAGACUGAUCGAUUGGACUCUCCAGAUGACCGUAGCCCAAGCCCGGCCUAUGGUUUUAUGGUAAGUGAGGAUCAGGAGAAGAAAACUGAUUCCUCUUCUGUGUACAAACAGCGUGAUGAGACUGAUGUUUCUGCGUCUUUAACGUCUCAUGGAGACAUUUCCUCUUCUCUUUGGGGGCCCCAAUCUGUGUCAAGUGUGAGUUUAUCUUCCCUUUCAUCCCCUUCCACCUCAAAUGCCCCGGAUGUGGUUACCAGGCCUUCCCAACAAUUGCAUGGGGCUGACCCUCAAGGUCCUUUUAUCUCUGGUACCAGGGUGUUUGUUAAGUCCAGUGAUCCUCCGUCAGCUGAUAAGGUUCCUACUCCUCCCCUAUCUCCAAUAACUGUCCAAUAUUCCACCUCCUCAGUAAUGACCAAAGAUGACCUCACUGUUGACUGGACAGCAGGAAAGGUCAUCAUCUCGAAAACGGGGGAAGUUAUGAAUGUUCCUGAGGCUGUACAAAGGGGUUUAUUAGACUCGGACACAGUUGAGAAAUUGGCCGAGAAAGCGGCGUUGGAGUCUAAGACUCCCGAAAUAGAUAUAAACUGGGAGGAUGGUACGAUCACUGUUAGGGACACCCAGGAAAAGAUUUCUCUGAUGGAAGCAAAGUCCCGUGGCUACUUAGACUUACAAACAUCUAUGACAUUGAAAACUGUGAUUGAGAAAAUGGAGGAAAUUACAACAGAGGAGACAAAGCAAAUUGUACCUGUCAUUGUAAAGAAACCAAUUGGUACAAAAGUACAGGAAACCACAGUUGUACGUAAAACCAAGAAAGUAGUCGAAGGAAACGAACCUCCCGAAUAUGUAUCUCCAGACGCUAUGGUAGAAGGAUUCUUGAGUCUUAACGAUAUAAUAAGGGUUGAAAAAAACGUGACCGAUUCAGGUAGCAUAUUUGUCCAGGGCUACAACUAUCCCAUAUCUGUACGUAGAGCUAUAGACGAACAUUUAAUUGACAUAGACAGUUCCUGUAUAGUUGAUCCCCAAACUGGAAAGCUUCUUAAUUUGAACGAGGCCAUUCGUAUGAAGGUAUUUGACCCCUUGACUGGGAAGCUAACCCAUCUAGGGACAGGGGAAACAAUCACACUUAAGGAAGCAUUCCUGGAGGGUCUAAUUCCACAACCGGGUUACAGUGUGACAUUUCACACGGAGACGGAGACAGAUGUUGGGGAACAGCUGAGCACUUCGCUUUCUCUGUUAGAAGCGGUGGAGCACCACCUAGUGGACCAGAACAGUGGAACUUACACGCACCCACAAACAGGUGAGAUCAUGUCCCUUGCCGCCGCCAUACAGUACGGCUACAUAGACUCUGUUGACAGUCACCACAACGUCAAAUGGUCGGAGUCACAUGUUGACAGGAAGGAGGAGAAGAUCAUAGAAGAAACAAGAGUCCAGCUUAAACCAAUUGCUCUAAAACCUAGCACGCUGAAGACUUUCUCUACUGCUCCAUCAGUACAGGAGACAACACAGUUUGCCAAGACUGCUCAGAUUGAGGAGACAAGGAGUUUUACAGAAGCCAUGCAGGUUGAACAAAACAUGACGGAAUCCAGAUUUGAUACACGUACAGAUUCUCAAUUUGACAGUUCCACAUCCAGUGUACACAGACUAGAUGCUUUAAGAGACCAGCUUAUGAACACAUCCCAGCAAGACAGGGUGGUUCAGGAGGUACAGCAGGUGAGCCUCAGUUCUGCCAUAGAGAUGGGCUAUUUCAGUGAAGAGAGUGGUAUGUUCACUGAACCACGAACCAGGCAGGAAAUGACCUUAGAUGAGGCAAUCAAGCGUGGACACAUCGAUGGCAACAGCUUGAUGGUUGAUAUCAAGACAGAUGAGAGACUAACCCUACAGGAGGGUAUCCAGACAGGAAGGAUCGAUCCCAUUCAGGGAAAGGUUGUUGAUAAGGAUUCCCAGUCUAAAUUUUCCCUGAAGGAUGCUGCCAAGUUCGGACUCCUAGCGGUUGCUGGAGCUCCGGCUUUGGCCAUCAUGAAGGCGACGGGGUCAUUGGGCCGGAAAACUAAAAAGGAAAAGUCCCCAACUUAUGACAGUUCUUCAGCUGUUGAACCGAUAUCCCCAACUACUGAAAUACCUAUAAAGAAGACACCACCUAAACCUCUGCCCAAACCUGUAGAUAUUUCUAAAGGUGUUCCAGUCAAUUUACAGUCGACGACUGUGAAUGUAGUAAGCCCAACCACAUUGGAAAUAAAAGAUACAAUUCAUGCACAGCACUUUGACAGUCUGCCUCGUAAGAAGGACGUUAAAACCGAGUCUGUAGAAAAGGUUACAAGAAAGGUUAAUGUAGAAGGUGUGCGUGACUCUGCAGCAGGUGUUGAAGUACCGCUUACGACAGCUCUAGACAGGGGGAUCAUCAACCAACAGGAAGGUACAUACACUAACAGUUUGACUGGACAGACCUUCACUUUGACCGAAGCCCUUGACCUUGGUUACAUACAGGGCAAAGUUGUUGACACAAUAUCAACCAAGGAGCAAACCACGAAGGAAGGCUUCCAAGCAGACGUCACAUUCCACGAGAAGAAGAGACUGUCAAUUGUAGCAGUGACCGAUUCUUUAACUGGUGAGAAACUAUCGCUGCCCGAGGCCGUUGUUCGUGGCAUAGUGGACAAAGAAGGUCGUACUUACUACCAUAAGGAAACAGGGAAGCGGAUUCCCAUUCUUGAUGCUGUACAGGAACAUCUUGUGGUUGCUAGGGAUGUUGACUCACAGAUGAAAACAGACGAAACAUUUCAGACCUCAAAGCAAGACAUUAUCACACAGACAAAGUCGUUGAAAGUCCACACUGUUGUAGACCCAGCCACACAGGAGAGAAUGAGCCUCCCAGAGGCUGUGAGGAAGGAUGUCCUUGACCUGAAGGUUGGGAUAUUGAAGAAUGUACGUACGGGUGAGGAGAUACCACUGAGUGAAGGUCUCAGACAAGGCUUAGUCCAGGGGGAUGAUGUUGCUGGCUUUACUUCCAUCAAAGGUUCUGAAGUAUAUGAGCAGACAGCUGAAACUUUACAUCUAAAAUCGGCAUUUGACAGUGAGACUGGACAAUUUAUUCCUAUAAAAUUAGCCAUAGAGAAAGGUAUCAUUGACAGUCAUUAUGGAAAAUUCAGGAAACCUAAUGGAGAGAUCAUUCCUGUUUCCAAGGCAGUGAAGGAAGGGCUCAUCAAAGCAGAAUCCAAGCGCCCAAUGUCUCCAAUGUCUCCUAGAACAACAGGUGUCACAUUUGAAAAGAAAUCAGUGAAUAUUCAGUCAGUGCAUGACCCAGUCUCCGGACAGGACAUUCCGGUGGUAGAUGCCGUUGACAGAGGAAUUCUUAACUUACAGACAGGUGUGUUUUUCAACUGUCGUACAGGAGAGAGGAUGAGUAUUCCUGAGGCUAUAGCUAAGGGGUCCAUCAAAGCUGAGAGUUAUCCUUCAGAAAUAGGACCAAUGGGCACAACAUUUACUGUGGAUGUAGGAUCUAAAUCAUUGACACUUCUGUCUGUGACGGAUCCCAGGACUGGUGAAAAGAUGCCUGUAUCCAAGGCCCAAAGACGUGGGCUGGUGUCCGAUGACCUCAAGACUUAUCAUGAUCCCUCUGGACCUGUGAUGGAUAUCUCAGAUGCAGUGAAGCAGGGGCUGGUAGAAGCUGGUACUCAAGAGGCAAUACCAGUUCUUACCUCCGUCACUAGAGAGUCUGUCACGGUCCAGUGCCUGAUAGAUCCAGUCACACAAACGGAGAUCCCAGUACAUGUUGCCAUACAGAAAGGGUUGUUUGAACCAGAGAGAGGUUUAGUUACAAACCUUCGAACUGGCGACAAAAUGUCUGUCGAAGAUGGUGUGAGGAAAGGCCUGGUCAAGGUUGAUUCCUCAAAGGUUAAAGAAAAGACAGAUGACCUUGUGGUAAUCAAGGAUGUAAUUGUCACUAAGGUCAAGGAUCCUAUGACUGGACGUGACCUCAAGGUCAAGGAGGCUGUCAGAAAGGGCAUUCUUGACAAGGAUAAAGGGUUGUAUUAUGACCCUCAUACUGGGGCAUCCAUGCCAAUUGAGGAAGCUCUGAAGAGCCACCUGGUGGAGGGAAGUCAUAUGUCACAGAGUCAGCUGGUUGACAAAAAGACAAAGGAUAUGAAGCAAAUCAACAUCACCAUGGUGCUUGAUCCUGAGUCUGGUAGGGAAAUCUCUGUCAAUGAGGCGAUUGAACGUGGAAUUGUUGACCAAGAUAUGACUACAUAUUAUGACAGGAAGCUGGGUAAGAGCAUCAAGAUGGAGGACGCUUUUCAAAAUGGCCAAGUUUCUGGAGUUGUACAGACUAUCACCACAACACAGACAAAGGUAAAAUCUAACCGACCUGGUUCCACCUACAACAUCAGAAGUGUCAUGGAUACUGCUUCAGGGAAAAUGCUGAAUGUAGCUGAUGCAGUCAACAGAGGCAUACUUGAUGAGAAAGGAAACUUUGUUGACACAAGUAAGGGAGAGGUUAUCCCGGUCUCAAAGGCGAUGAAGAAAGGCCUUGUCAGUGCUGAUGAGGUAGUGGCUACUAGUCCGGGAAGUAAAACUGACCAUCGAGGUGUCAGAUUGAGGGACGCCCUGAGGUACGGCUACAUUGACAUUCCUACGGGCAUUUACACUGAACCUACAAAGGGCAAGAUGUACACCAUCGAUGAGGCCAUUAGAAAUGGUCAUCUGACAGCAGAUGACAAACGCCCAUAUCGUUAUUCCGGGCCAAAAUAUGACAAUACCACUCACAGUUUCCAGCACGCUCUGCAGACAGGCCUCCUGGAUCCCAAGACAGCGAUGUUCGAUGAGAAAUUAUCAGGAAAAUACUUAUCGGUGGAAGAAGCUCUUAAGCAUCGAUACCUGUCACCUAUAGCAGGCAGGGUAGGGGGUCAAGGUGACUCAGUUAUUAUUCUGAAGGGGGCAGAAGUGUCUCCGGUCAUGUCUGAGGGGAUUCUGUAUACUGACUUUGUUGAUCCCAAAACUGGUGAAGAAAUUGACACAAAAGAGGCUACCAAAAGGGGACUGGUUAGCGUGGUCAGUGUCCAACAACCAAUCACGGUAAGCGAUGCUAUCCGAACAGGGUUGGUGGACAGUGACACUGGUGUGUACCAUGAUCCCAAGUCUGGCGACAAACUGUCCGUGGAUGAGGCAGUCAUCUGCGGGUUCCUGAACAUGGACAAACCUGAGAUACUGGAGGAUGUGCACCUUCCACAUAGUGAAGAACUCCCAGUGUCACUGACUGAAGCCAUCAGAAAAGGGGCUCUCAACGUGACUAAUGCUGAAUUCACAGAACCGCACACCCAACAGACUGUGUCGCUACAAAAGGCUAUUCAGCUUGGAUAUCUACAACCAAAACUGACAAGUAAUGAUGACAUUGAUGAUGUAACAAAUGACAGCAGUGGAAGUAGUAAAACGGAUGACAGUUUUGAUGGUAAGACAGAGGACAGCAUGGAUGGUAAGACUGAUAACUCUGUCAUUGAUGACCUGCCUCGCGAGGUUGAGGCAGAGAAAUACACAGUUGUCCUUGAGGGAUCACCAUUUUCUCCCAAGGUAGGGGUGGUUGUAGACCAGGAUGGUGGUGUGGUUUCACGCACGGCAACCGAGGUGCAGAUUAAAACAGGCACUGCUGUAUAUGUCACCAAGCCUGGCUUUAUUGUCGAGUCUAGUGGGCGGGUACGCAACACCUCGACGGGUGAUGUGAUGACAUUCCAAGAGGCUGUCGAUGCAGGACUGGUGGAGGCUGAGAGUGUCGAGGGCAGCAGUGAAGUUCAGGUAACAGGCGGCACCAUCCCACCAGGCCUUGAAGGUGACUCUUCCUCCGGAUCCUCCCUGACUACAUCCCUGACUACUUCUGAUGGGAAAACCGUUUUACAGGACUCGGAGACAAAGAUGUCUAACCAAGUGGACGGCUCAACAUCUCUCCAUCGUGAUUCAAGUGGUAACCAUGGGAUCGGUGAUGAAGGACAGGGACCCCAUACAAUGACCUUGACCCAGAUUAUGCAGCAAGGCCUUUUUAAUCCCUGCAGUGGAUUAUUUCAUGACCCAGUUUCCGGAAAUAACUUUUCUCUCGGUGCGGCCAUUAAACAUGGUUUGAUCGAUGCCAAGAAAUCUUUAUUCAAGCUUCCUCAGACAGGGGAGAUAAUCGAUCUACAAGAAGCAAUUCAAAGUGGCGCUGUCAACAGUAAAACCGGCAAUGUGUUUGAUUAUGUCAAAGGCGAGGAAAUUCCAUUGCAUGUGGCUGUGCGACGUAAACUUGUCUCAGAUGAUUCAGAAAUUGUGUCUGGUCGGUCGUUUUCUAUUAACACUACCGACGACCCACUUACAUUCCAGGAUAGGAUAAAGGGAGGUAAGCUAUCGUUCCCGCUUAAUGUGACUGAAACUAAUUUUGAGGAAACAAUAUCCAUCCGUGAUAAAAAGUCUGGAUCAGUAGUAAGUUUGAAAGAUGCUAGGAAGAACAGCAUUGUUAAGUUUAUAGAGAGUGAUUUAUCCAGUACAAAAGUAGGAAUGAAGGGCUGUUUCGUUAAGGACACAUUUAAUGACAAGUGGCUAUCCUGGGAUAAAGCCUGUGAUGCUGGCCUUGUUGGAAAUCUAGACAUCACUUCAGAAAAUUCUGCUAACCGCCGUGACUCCAAGCAGAUCAAAAGAGUCACAUGGUCAUCUUUCAAUGACAAAAAGAGGGAAAGUUGCGAUGCUAAGAAAGAGGAAGACGAUGAUAGUGGGAAAGACCCGUCUGAGUCAGAAUUGGAUAUGGAAAUUGCAGCAGCACUCAAAGCAAAGAAUAAAAGAAAACAUUCCAUAGAAUUGUGUUCGAUGUCGGAUUUACCAGUGACAUUAGACGACGUCAUAGAUAAUGGUCUCUAUGACCCGGUCACCAACACAGUAUGUGAUGUCAGCACUGAUGAAUCUGUUGCAUUUGUGGAUGCUAUUGAGCGAGGUCUGGUUCAUAAAGCCUCUUUGAUUCGUGAUCCUGUGAGCAAAGACAUUUUAACAUUAGAGGAGGCUAUAGAUAAACGUAUCAUUGACCCUCUUUCAGGGAGAAUGAUGUUGUCGUCAGGGUUACCAAUCGCAUUAAACUUCGCUGUCAACAGGGGCUUGGUAGUGAAAUGUAAAUCUCCAUUCUCUCUCUCACUUUCGGAAGCCAUUGAGGAGGGACUUUUCGACAUAACUACAGGGAUGAUGCUAAACCCAGACACAGAGGAAAAAAUGGGGUUCUCCCAGGCCAUAUUCUCUGGAAUGUUGGAUUGUAGUAUCAUUAAGGUACGGGACGUGGACAGUGGUGAGGUUCUGGGAUUUCAGGAGGCCGUUGAGAGAGAUCUGCUAAAUCUAGCGACGGGGAUGUGUUACGAUACCUCCAGUGGGGAUACCCUUUCUCUCAUAGAGAGUAUUGAAAGGGGCAUUCUUAUAGACCUGACAAAUCAGCCGAAAUAUAGUCUCCUGGAGGUCGUUGAUGACUGUCUCGUGGAUGACGAAGGUAAAUUCCAUGAUCCAUCAACAGGGUACGCAGUCUCGUUAAUAAGUGCUAUAGACUCGAGUCUCCUCGACCGUGACUGUGUUCUUGUCCGGGAUUUAGAGAGUCAAACUCUGGUAACAUUAGACGGAGCUAUAAAUGAGGGCAUUGUGAACUCCCUCACAGGAACAUACUCAUGUGGCAAAACUAACUGUGAUUUCAACACAGCCGUGUCAAAAGGUUUACUCAUACAAAAUCUCGGCAGUACAGAUUUAAAUCUGAUUGAUGCAAUUCAUGAAGGAGUUUACAAUGUGACUCGUCAAAAUUUCAUGGAUCCAAGGAACGGAGAAGUGAAGUCCUUCAAGGAAGCUCUGGAGUCAAAGCUUGUACGCUGUGAUGAUAUUGUGAUAAAAAAUUCAAAGUCUGAAGAAUAUCUGACAUUUGAGGAAGCAGUGUCGAGAAAACUCCUGGACUUGGAAGAAUGUCAAGUAUUUGAUCCUCUAGAGGAUGAAUGGUUAGAUUUGAAGACAGCACUAGCUCAUGGGCUUCUCAGACAGACCAUGGGAGAACCAGCUAAAGGCCUUGUUACCAUAGUGACUGAUGGCACGUACGACCCUGAACUACAGAGGGUCAAGGACAAAACCUCUCAAAUGUGCGUCGAUGUGGAAGAUGCUAUUUCUAUAGGUAUUGUUGAUCCUUCUCAUACAUUUGUUCGUGAUAAUGCUCGUAACCAAUUCAUUCCACUCUCAGAGGCGAUUAAUUAUCACUUGAUGGAUAAAUACUCUGGAAAGGUGACAGACACAAAGACAUUUGAGAAAUUAGAUUUGUGUACAGCGGUGGAGAAAAAGUUGGUGGUAGAGAUGCCGGAGAAGGGGUUUACACUGGUAGAUAUCGUAAGUAAUGAACUGUACAGCAAAGAAAAACAAACCAUCCUACACCCAAGGACAUGUGCAAGGAUGUCGCUUCAGGAAGCAAUUUCGUGUAAACUUGUGGAUGGCUCUCAACCACAAGUUCUUGUGGCAGAACGGGGAAUUUUUAGCCCAAAAGAAGCAAUAGCAAAGAAAAUAUUGGAUGCCUCAACUGGAGCCUAUCUAGAGCAUACUCCACUACCUGAGGCUGUGGCUAAAGGAUUUGUUUUUAAAUCAGAACAGAAAGGAUAUCAGCCAUUUUUGACAGAAAUUGCCGAUAUUCUGAAAGAUUCUGAUUUCACUUCGUUGACAUCUGCUAAACAAAUCAAUGACUCAAGUCUCGGAGGUCAGAGUGAAUAUUCUCGAAGAUCAAACUAUGGAAAGCCUUUCUUUGGAAUUCAGAGAGCAGUUGAGGAGGGUAUUUUCGAAAAGCACAGAUGCACAUUUUAUGACCUCAGGAUUAAGUCCUCGGUUACUAUGGCAGAUGCAUUAAAGACUUUUCUUAUCCAUGGCACAAGGUCUAGGGUCAUGAACCCAGACACUCAGAAGUAUAUAUCUCUCAGUGAGGCUGUGGAUAAAGGAAUUGUCAGUGGCAAGACUGGGUCUAUCCUGGACAGGCAAAACAUGAAGAGCAUUCCACUAGAAAAAGCGGUUGAGGAAAACUUAGUUGUGGAUGUGCCGUUCACACGAGUUACUCUUGAUGAGGCCGUGUCGUACGGCUUACUGAAUACAAAUGUUCUGAAAAUGCAGAGCAUGAUCUGUGACGAGAGGGUUUCGUUGGCUGAUGCUCUUGAUAAGGGUCUGAUCGACACGGAGGAUUCACUUGUCAAGGAUGUUGACAAGGACAUUGUGAUGACCUUGAAAAAGGCAGUUGACUGUGGCCUAUUUAACACAACAACGGCAUGUGUUGUUUGUGACUCGGGACGUAUUGUCAGCCUUAUGGACGCACUAAAUGAAGGUCUUAUCCUCAACGGUCGAAGUCUGUGUAAUUUUCCAAGACUUCCACAUUUGAGAAAACGGACCUUACAACUCGAUUCCUUAUCUAAUAGUGUGGAGAUUGCCUCCAAGCAACCCAAACAUUCCAGUGACAGCUCCGGCAUUGACAUGCAGGAGAACGAUGAUGUGCUUGACCUGAUGGAUCAGAAUAUAGAAGCCAUCAGUUUCGGUGAGGCACUCAGAAGAAACUAUUUAGAUAAAGAAACGGGUAAUUUUCGUUUGUCUGAUAGUGAAACUCCUGUUCCUCUGAAGGAUGCUAUUAGCCAAGGGCUGAUCAAUGUUUCUGGUGUUACAUUCCACGAUAGAAUUACUGACCAGAGUCUUUCUCUCAAACUGGCCUUGGAGGUGGGCUUACUGGAUUCCAGUACACAGACCUCGAGAAGAAAUUCCAGACAUGGAAUAACCUUCAGUGAGGCUGUCCAGGGAGGGCUGCUGACGGAGAAAAUGCAGGUCAACCUUGACAAUUCAGAAACCUCCGACCCCAGAAAACAGAAGAAAUCAUUUGCGGAAAAGUUAUCUAAAGAAAUUGAUAUCAUAAAAACUGCAAAAAACAUGUCAUCCUCCUUAGAUUCCUUAUUACAAGUUGUCAAAGACGACCAGGGAACCUAUCGUCUCGGCACAUUGCACCGUAUACUAAAGAAGGGAAUGCUUAAUCCAAGUACAGGACUGAUGGAUGAUCUUAUAACUGGUCAGCCACUGACCAUACAGGAUGCUGUCCAGAAUAACCUUAUUAAUAUGCGAGCAAGAGAGAUCGUAGAUCCACGGACUAGGGAGCUCCUGACACUACAGGAAGCUAUCAGCCUCAGGGUAGUGGACCCUGUAAGAGGUUGUUACAACGACACUGUCCAUCAGACGUCAAUGUCGCUCAAAGAAGCAAUGGAGCUAAGCCUUAUCAUAGAGGGCUUGGCCGAAGCUCCCCAGCCAAAGAGUUCCGUGGAAAUUUAUGUUGAAGAAAUUCUUACCAAUGAACAGAACAAAGGUAAAGCCAAAUUACAGGAUGCGUUUUCAUCUGGUGUCUUGCAUCGCUCAAAUUCCUCCGUUAUUGAUCCGGACACAGUUCAACCAAUUACAUUAAAGCGUGCUGCAAGUCUUGGAAUGAUUGACAUGAGUACUGGUGAAUUCAAAAACCCCCAAACAGGUGAGAGCAUAUCUCUGAGCGAUGCUGUGGAGAAGGGAUUCAUCUUGAGUCCCAAGGGUCUGACACUGUACAGUGCUGUGAACCAGGGACUCUACAGUGAUAAGAACUGUCAGUUCGUGGACCCGGGUACAGGGAAGGAGCACACUCUGAAGGAGAUGAUUGACAUGGAAAUCAUAACGCCCAUGUGUCUGGAGAUACGUGAUCUCACACAGAAGGGAAUCGUCGUCACACUGCAGACAGCCAUCGACAGGAAAACCAUAGAGCAGAUAAAAAAUGUGUACGUGAAUUUGGUGAAUAAUCAGGUAUACAACUUCAACGAGGCCAUCGCUGCAGGCCUCAUCAUCAGUAACAGUCCACGAGAGGGGCUGCGUGAGAGCAACAACAGCCAGAAUGUCAUGGCCGCCUCAGGUGCGCACACCAUGGAGUCGGUAAGGUACCGCCACUUAGCUGAGAAUGCAUAUGGUCCUGUCCUCACGCGCCCAUUCUCUAUGGGCAGUCGUUCUCGAAACAGCAGUUCGUCUGAUUUGACAACUGAUUCAUCGAGCACGGACAGGAAGGAUCCUCAUACAUGGAUGAUGCCACUUACCUCUGAAAUGAUCCGUCAGAUGAUUGUAAAUGCUAAGCAUAAGAAGGAUGCAGCAGCUCAGAGGAAUGAUAACACAGACAAGAACAGUAAAUCUGAGGACGAGUGCGACGCUGGUUCAAUGACGCCGACCAUGGAUGAAGACAUAGAUGCAGAACAAAAUUUGAGUAUGCAAGAAAACAACAAUGACAAAAACAGAGCUGAAAAAAGCUCAAAUCCAUCGACACCAACUACACCACAGGUCACUGAGAUACCAUGGCAACAUGAGGUCAAGGUCAUAGAAGAGGUCAGAGUCAAACCAGCCAUGGCAGGACUACGGAAGGGAAGGUUAGUUGACUCCUACGACAAACUGGCUCAGGAUCUGAACAAUGAGCUAAACUGGCUCUCAGAUGUUGAACAGUUGCUAAGAGAUGAUCAGCCCAUCAAUGAUGAGGCAAGCAAAGUUCAGGGACAAUUAGACGCACAAAAGACUCUCCAUGACGAUAUCCAGAAGCACCAACAGCCAAUCCUGUCCCUUGUGUAUCAGACUGAGCAGCUCCUUGAGAACCACCAGGAGGAGCUAACUCCUGAACAGGUCACCGAGGUUCAGCAGCUCGUAUCCAGUCUCAAGGCUACGUUCGGCAAGGUCCAGAAAACUGCUGACGGAAGAGUCAAGCAUCUGACCACUGCUUGUAACGAGGUUACUAAAUUUGAAGAGGAGAUGACCAAGUUUAGUGAUUGGCUGAGAGAGACCAAGAACGACCUGACCACACACCAGAGGGAGGUCACCAACCUUGACCGUCUGAAAGAGAUCAAGGAACACCAGAAGGAUAUGAUGAAUGACAUGAUCUCCCACCAGGCAGACAUCAGAUUUAUGUCCAUGGCUGUUCAGAAAUACAUGGAAGAGGCCAAGCUGCACAAGCUAGAGGUUGAUGCAUUCAAGGCCAAUCGCAGGAAGACCAAUCGCCUCAGCUGGCUCGGAAUGGAGGGCAUGGAGGCAGAACAAGUAGGUGACAAAUUAAAAGCAGCAACAACAAGCUAUGAAGACCUCAAAUCCAAAUGUGCAUUGUUUGGAGAAAAACUUGGAACACUUUCAACCAAACAACGGAAUUUCAAUGAGAGUACGUUUAAACUCCUGACUUGGCUAACAGAUGUUGAAGAGAAACUGUCCACAUCAAAACAAGAGUCAGCUACCACAGAACCAGAGGUUCUACGACAACAGCUCGGGCUAAUGCGAUCAGCCAGCAGUGACGCCAUCUCACAUGGAGUACAGCUGGACGAUUUAGAGAAGUUAUCACAUGAUUUGAUUGACAUGUUAAAGGAUUUGGCUGUUGAUGAAGACCACGUACACAAGCUAGAGGAUAUCAUAGACGAUAUCUCUGGUCGACACAAGGAAGUGUUGAAUGAGGUUAAUGAAAGGUCAAACAGCCUCCAGAUGGCGCUGACUAAAUCCCAGGAUGUUGAAGAUGCCCUUGACAACCUGUUGUCAUGGGUACGUGAUACGGACAAAACACUGACCACUCAAAAGCCGGUCAGUCUGAUGAGAGACAGGCUGAGCGAACAAUACCAGGAACUUAAAACAAUAAGUGCCGAUGUGGAAAGUCAUAAACCAAGCUUAGAUUCUGUGAGACAUGAGGCAAACGAACUUAUCAAAACGUGUGAACUAGAUAUGGCGAAGUCACUAGAGUCUAAAUUGGGAGACCUUGCCAACAAAUUUGGAGGUGUCCAGUCUAAGUGUAAGGCCCGAGCCAAAGACAUUGAAGAAAUCUCCGAAACUCUCGGACACUUCCAGGACACACUCGAACACUGUAAUGUCUGGCUGAAUGCCAAAAUAGAGAACCUUGAGGACAAAAACUGGAAUAAAAAGUCUGGUGAUGAAAUGAAAGACAAAGUGGACGGUAUGACUAUCGAGAAAAAGAGGAAGGAAGAAAUUGUGGACGAAUUGAAACAGCUCGGACAGGCUCUUGUUGAAGAUCCUCGUACAGGAGAGGUCAGUGAGUUGAAAGAAAAAGUGACAGAACUUUGUAGAGAGUGGGAGGACUUUAAUGGACUGCUGUCCGAGAGAGAACAAGAGGCAUCGGAAAAGGAGAGACAGUCCGACGAGUACAGCAACACGAAGAAGUCCGUUGUGGACUGGCUGACUACCAUGGAGGGUAAGGUGGACGCAUUCGAGCCCGUGGCUGUUGAUGUGGAGGUGGCAGCUACUCAGAUAGAAGAGCUACAGCCCAUGCUGCAAAACUACCAGGAUUACGUAGAUACAAUUGACGAGGUCAAUGACCUUGGAUGCGCAUUUGACGCCCUUCAAAAUGCUGACCAGAGACCAAGCAGUCCCUUCAGGAAAAUUAUGCGUGAGUUAUUAAAGAAUGUUGAUUCACUGUUAUCGGACCUAGACAACGUGAGACAACUCGUCGCUGAUUAUGAGAUUGCCCUCAUUACUCAUGACAGUUUGUCGUCCGAACCUGAAUCUCUCAGAACCCACAAGGCAGAACUACAGGACCUCCAAGUUUCAGUACAGCAACAACAGCAAAAGGUGGCCUCACUGAAGCGUGACACGGCCAGUCUACGUGUCCACACGGAGAAGUGUCGGCCAGGCGUGGCACGCUACUACGACCUCGAGGGCACAGAGAAGGAGGUGACAGAUCUGGACCAGCGCUGGGACAACGUCUGUAUACAGGUUGUGGAAAGACUAAGGAGUAUGGACACUGCAGGUGACCUACUAUCUCUUUAUACCAACGGCCUCAAGUCCGAGCAGCAGUGGGGGGAUCACACCCAACUGGCCAUCGACACCCAGCCCCCACUCACGCAGGAACUCCCCCAACUCAAACAGAUGAUAGAACCAACCAUGACAAUUUACAACGGACUUGGAGAACGUCAGCAUCAGAUUGAGGCUGUGAAUCGUCACGGUGGCCAGUAUAUUCGUGAGGCAAAGAUUUACGACAGGAAGCUGAAGCAGUACCGAGACAGUCUGGAAGACAUCGACGCCGCCCUGGUAGAAGGUUUGUCCAAACGACGGCGACAUGAGGGUGGGGCCGAGACGGUUAAGACAGAACUGGACAUGCUCAACCGGCGAUAUAUAGAUAUGGUCAAGUGGACCAACAACCGGCUCAAGGAGAUCACUGCCAGAUUGUCCGGAUCCAACGAGGAUAUACAGUUCCAGAUGGUGAUUGAUGAGGAUAUUCCGUUACUUCGUACAUUCCGGGCAGAGCUUGCCAAACGCUCCUCCAUGUUAGUUGAUGAGGACAUGCAGGGUUUCUUUGAGCAGCUCUCCGAGUUUGAAGGCUAUGCUAGCCAGCCAGGGCAAGGAUACAGUGGUCCAGCUAAGACCUUUGUCAGCAAAGUGACGAUGCAUGCACAAAGCACCCAUGAACAGCCUCCGGCUACCCUGACACCAGGCAUCCGGGUAACCAAGAUGAUGGAUACCAUGGAGAAACCUGUGACAGCAGCUGUUGUUCCACAGGUUCAAAUGAGAAUGGUGUCACCACCCCCCUCCGACGCCGGAAAGAGGCUCUCGCAGAAGGUGGCUAGCAUCACUAGCAUAACUGCUCUUGGCAACGUCAGUGAAAUUGAUGGCAAGUUCCCACAGGCUUCUCAAACACUUGUGACUUUAAAACUGGAAAAUUUGGCCCCCAAAGGGACCACUGUGUUUGUGUCGGCCAUCUUGAAUCCCAAAACUGGCCGUAAAUUGAACAUGGUGGAAGCUAUAAAGACAGGAUUGUUUGAUCCAAAAACAGGAUAUUUCAUGGAUCCUAUCACCAGUCGUCGGAUACAAUUCCUUGAAGCAUGUGAUCGAGGCUACAUUUCCUCAGAGCUACAGCGGGAGUUAAAGUCCCCAUGUGGUAUACCUGACCCACGCACCGGCCGUCAGUUAUCUCUGAUGGAUGCCAUACAGAAAGGAUACUUCGAUCCUGUAAAACUUACAUUUAGAGACCCCUCUACGGGGCUACACAUUCCAGUCCAUGAGGCCCUUUCCAGGGGAAUAAUCUCAGAUGAAACAGCUAAGAAGUUGUGUGGGGAUGGCUACGCCGUGACAACUAUCACACAGUCUCAGGCUAUAUUUGGAGACAGGAAACUGUCUUCACUGGAAACAACAAUUGGCCUUGCUGAGGCAGUAGAAAAAGGACUGUAUGACCACUCGACAGGAAAGAUCCUUGACCCACUCUCUGGAAACCACAUGACUAUUCUAGAGGCUGUGGAGAAGGGCUUCAUCAGUCCUUCCAAGAAAGAGAUCAAAGAUCCAUCCAGUGGAGAAUAUGUCACAUUGAUCGAGGCUGUGUCCAAGGGCCUGAUUGAUCCAGAGUCAGGCCAAUGCAUUGAAAAGACAACCGGGAAGAGAAUUCCAUUAGAUGAAGCAUUCCAGCAACAAAUACUGAACAAGCCAUUAACACUAUCAAAGGCUCUGGCUGACGGAACCAUCACCGACAAGGGAUAUUUUGUCGAUCCCCAAUCUGGCAAGGUCAUGGCCUUCUCGGAUGCUGUUGACAAUGGUCUCCUUGACGACAGUGUGAAGUGUAUUGUUGACCCUACUAACAACGACGUCCUGUCUCUGUCAGAGGCAAUAGAGCGGGGCGUUAUUGACUCCAGGGGUCUGUACGUACCCCCAGGGGCAGCACCUCCCACGCCCAUAGGUCAAGCUCUCGAGGAGGGACACAUCAAACUUGUAAGUGAAGAAGUUGUGUUUGCAAAACCAAGUGUAAAGGACUCGCUCACAGGAAAGACUUUGACUCUUGCUGAAGCCCUAAAGCAAGGUGUCAUCACAAGUGGUGGUGAAUUUGUUGAUACUCGGUCUGGACGUCGUGUGUUGUUACGAGCUGCCGGUAGUCAAGGCUUUGUUGUAAAAGACACGGUAGAGAAAUUGACACAAGAAACAUCAAUCAAGGACCUAUCAGGGAAGAAUGUGACAAUGCUGAAGGCUGUUCAGAUGGGACUCAUUAGUCCAACAACAGGGGAAAUCAGGAACUUGGCCACCGGUGAUGUGAUGCCACUACAACAGGCCACUAUGGAGGGUCUAUUGUCUGCGGAGGAUGCUCAAACAGUGAUAGAACUUCUCAGCCCUGUUGUCAUCUACACUGCACUCACCACAAAUCAAAAAUCUGUAAAGGACAAGGAGGAGCCACCCAUGGAGCCCAUCACUGUGUCAGAGGCGUUAGAUCAGGGCCUGCUUGACGAGGAUUCACAGACUUUCAGACAUCCAAGGACAGGCAAGACAAUGCCUGUUGAGGAUGCUAUUGAACAGGGGUUGUUGAAACUGUCAUCUGAAUGGCCACGACCAACAUUGGUGUCAGAGACUAAAGACGAUGCUGACCGCUGGCUGGAGGAGGUCGUCACUAAGAUGUCUCCAGUAUCUCCUGGUCAGUCUGCUACAGUAGAUUCCAAACUGACCAAAGAUGAUGAGGGGUUCUCUUUCACCACAACGACCAUCUCCCGACCUGCCAUCACUGAGAACCUGGUGUCCGAAACAAACUACAUCAAAAUACAGAGCGUUACUGACCCUCGCACCAAGGAGAGAUUGUCACCACAAGAAGCGGCAACACGUGGACUUAUAAAUGUAGCACAGGGGUGCUUCAUCCAUCCAGCCACAGGCAAGAAGUUCACAGUGAAGGAGGCCAUGGACCGAGGGUUCUUGACAGGCAUGGAGGUGGAUACACCUACAGAUCAGGCAGUCAAAGCGGUCCGGUCUUUCUCUAUCACAGGUGUCAUUGAUCCCAACACAGGUGAUAAAAUAUCAGUCUCCCAGGCGGUCAAGGAUGGAAUACUUGACAGAGAGCGAGGUCAGUAUGUGAGUCGAGACGGACUGGGUCGUGAGGUGCUCCUCCCCAUCAGUCAGGCAGUGGAGAAGGGCCUCGUUCUGGCAGAUGAUGUCAGUGUGUCACCUGCAGCACCACUACAGGGUCUUAAACGUGAGACAAGGUCCUAUCAGCUCAAGAGUGUAAAACACCCGAUUACUGGAAAAAACAUAUCUGUCUUGGAUGCAGUGCAGGAAGGAAUACUAGAUGAGCAUAAUGGUGUAUACAUAAACACAUCCACGGGUGAAAAGCUACGUAUCCCAGAGGCUAUCGAACAGAAGCUCAUAGACGCUGAAUUGUCGUCCAUCACUUCCAGCGAUGGCGUAGACGGCAGUAAGGUGGUCACAACUAAACUGACAACCCUGAAGGUGUCGUGGGUAGUAGAUCCUAGAACCAGUGCUACCAUAUCCGUGGCAAAGGCUGUCGAAGAGGGGAUUGUCAACCAGCAUAACGGCACAUAUAUUAAUAUUGUCACAGGUGAAGUCAUGUCUAUGAAUGAUGCCAUAGAGAAAAAGCUGGCUAUAGCAACUGCUUCAGGCGUUGAAUCAUCUGGCAGCUCUGACAUUCACAGUAUUCACAUCACAGAGGAGCUUGAGGCUAUGGAGGCAACACUGGUGGAAGACAUCACGGCAGAGACAGUGACCUUGAGCAUUAGCAGUGUGGUUGACCCCAUCACCAUGGAGAUGUUGUCAUAUGAUGAUGCUGUCAUAAGUGGAGUUCUUGACCUCAAUAAGGGCUUGUAUGUCAAUCCAAGGUCAGGUGAAGUUAUUCCGAUCAACAGCGCGCUCAACAAAGGACUCAUACAUGCUGAUGUGACUGGUCAAAAAGUUGAGGAGGAUAUCUUCCACAGCUCUGUACAGGCAGGAAGUGGGGGAUUUUCCCUCAAACAUGUCGCAUCAAUCAGAGACGCAAAAACUGGACUGGAGAUGUCGCCUUUCAAGGCUGUACAGCAAGGCCUCAUUGAUAUAGAGAAAGGAACGUUCCUGGACACAAAAACCUGCAUGAGGAUUCCUUUAGAGGAUGCAUUCAAACAGGGGUUCUUUUCCAUGUCCAAGGCCACUGAUGCUGACGAAAUCACCCGACUCAUGAACGAAUCACAAGAGGAGGUAUCUCCACCUGUGAUAUCAGAAAAUGGAUUCACACCAAAUGUAGUAGAGAUGAAAUUGGAAAGGUCUGGAAUGCAAGAUAGCGACAAACAAAAGUCUGAUGUAGCUGAUGAGAUCCUCAACUACACAACAGAUGUAGAACAAAGCUUCGAGAUGGAUACUGAAGAUUUUCCAGAUUCUCACAGGAAUGGACAGCUGACACUGGGCACCAAACAGACAACCAAGAUGGGGGCUGAUGUCCGCGGAGUGAAUGUGAACACUGUUGCCUUCCCACAGGGAUUGUCCUACUGUGAGGCAGUCAAUGUCGGUCUGGUAGACCCUACAUCUGGAAAGGUCCGAGAUCCCAGGAGUGGAAAUCUGAUUUCUUUGCAGGAAGCAAUGGAACAAGGUAUCAUCAACCCACUGAAGCCGGCCAUGGUCAGCAUUGUCGGCAACAACACCCUGACACUGCAGGAUGCAUUCAAACAAGGGCUUGUUGAUCCAGGUACCGGACGGGUCAACUACCAGAAGAGCAAAACUGAUCAGUUCCAGAUCAGCCCUAACCUUCCUACUCAGUUCUCGUCUCCGGGGCCUCUCAAUCUGUUGGAUGCUUUAAAGGCCGGACUUUACAAUCCAGCCAGCCAGAAGUUUCUGGAACCAUUGUCAGGAGACACCAUGUCUAUACAAGAGGCAGUCAACCGUAACGUGCUGAACGGAAACAUGGUGACAGUCAAAGAUAUGUCAUCAGGACGCCGUAUUUCACUCAAGCUGGCCCUUAGCAAGGGUCUCAUUGACGGAGCUACUGCUACUGUAACAGACACAGCCACUGGGGAAGUGAUGUCAUUGGAAGAGGCAGUAAAGCGUGGAUUGAUUCAGAAUUCUGUAAAUGAAGAGGAGGGUACUGUGUAUGACACAGUGACCGGAGAAGGUAUUCCCCUGAACAAGGCCAUUACAGAUGGACAAUUACGUGCAGAAGACGUCACCAUCUUAGAUACAACAACUGGUGAGAUGGUGUCCAUGGACGUUGCCUUCAGGAAAGGUCUGAUUGACAGGAGGACAGGCAGUGUCAAGGACAAGCAGACCGGACAAAAGAUGACUGCUCAGGAGGCUGUAAAGCUGGGGCUCAUGGCAGUAGUUGGAGCUCCAGUUCUGGCAGGAAAGGCUGUUUUUGAUGCAGUGAAAGGUAGGAAAGGACAGACGUGGACUGAAGAUACGAGUCAUACAGGACAAACAUGGAAGAUGGACGUCUCACCAACAAGGGACACGUUUCAGAAACGGACAUUGUCAAGUUCCUCUAGUUCUCCUCAAAGGUCACCUGUGAAGGACCCCAGUGACCGUUUUGGAUCGCCGACUAAAGACAAAGACCAUUCACCUGUGAAAGAUACAAAGGACCGUUAUGGAUCGCCAAUAAAAGUCCAAGACAAAUCACCUAUGAGGGACAAUGGAUUUAGUGUGAAUGGAAAUGGUCUUCAUGAUGAUGACAUUCAACAACCACUGACUACCAUUGUCUAUGCUAAACCAACAGACCGAAUUAAGGUCUCUCAGCCCCAGAGACAGACUGAUCGAUUGGACUCUCCAGAUGACCGUAGCCCAAGCCCGGCCUAUGGUUUUAUGGUAAGUGAGGAUCAGGAGAAGAAAACUGAUUCCUCUUCUGUGUACAAACAGCGUGAUGAGACUGAUGUUUCUGCGUCUUUAACGUCUCAUGGAGACAUUUCCUCUUCUCUUUGGGGGCCCCAAUCUGUGUCAAGUGUGAGUUUAUCUUCCCUUUCAUCCCCUUCCACCUCAAAUGCCCCGGAUGUGGUUACCAGGCCUUCCCAACAAUUGCAUGGGGCUGACCCUCAAGGUCCUUUUAUCUCUGGUACCAGGGUGUUUGUUAAGUCCAGUGAUCCUCCGUCAGCUGAUAAGGUUCCUACUCCUCCCCUAUCUCCAAUAACUGUCCAAUAUUCCACCUCCUCAGUAAUGACCAAAGAUGACCUCACUGUUGACUGGACAGCAGGAAAGGUCAUCAUCUCGAAAACGGGGGAAGUUAUGAAUGUUCCUGAGGCUGUACAAAGGGGUUUAUUAGACUCGGACACAGUUGAGAAAUUGGCCGAGAAAGCGGCGUUGGAGUCUAAGACUCCCGAAAUAGAUAUAAACUGGGAGGAUGGUACGAUCACUGUUAGGGACACCCAGGAAAAGAUUUCUCUGAUGGAAGCAAAGUCCCGUGGCUACUUAGACUUACAAACAUCUAUGACAUUGAAAACUGUGAUUGAGAAAAUGGAGGAAAUUACAACAGAGGAGACAAAGCAAAUUGUACCUGUCAUUGUAAAGAAACCAAUUGGUACAAAAGUACAGGAAACCACAGUUGUACGUAAAACCAAGAAAGUAGUCGAAGGAAACGAACCUCCCGAAUAUGUAUCUCCAGACGCUAUGGUAGAAGGAUUCUUGAGUCUUAACGAUAUAAUAAGGGUUGAAAAAAACGUGACCGAUUCAGGUAGCAUAUUUGUCCAGGGCUACAACUAUCCCAUAUCUGUACGUAGAGCUAUAGACGAACAUUUAAUUGACAUAGACAGUUCCUGUAUAGUUGAUCCCCAAACUGGAAAGCUUCUUAAUUUGAACGAGGCCAUUCGUAUGAAGGUAUUUGACCCCUUGACUGGGAAGCUAACCCAUCUAGGGACAGGGGAAACAAUCACACUUAAGGAAGCAUUCCUGGAGGGUCUAAUUCCACAACCGGGUUACAGUGUGACAUUUCACACGGAGACGGAGACAGAUGUUGGGGAACAGCUGAGCACUUCGCUUUCUCUGUUAGAAGCGGUGGAGCACCACCUAGUGGACCAGAACAGUGGAACUUACACGCACCCACAAACAGGUGAGAUCAUGUCCCUUGCCGCCGCCAUACAGUACGGCUACAUAGACUCUGUUGACAGUCACCACAACGUCAAAUGGUCGGAGUCACAUGUUGACAGGAAGGAGGAGAAGAUCAUAGAAGAAACAAGAGUCCAGCUUAAACCAAUUGCUCUAAAACCUAGCACGCUGAAGACUUUCUCUACUGCUCCAUCAGUACAGGAGACAACACAGUUUGCCAAGACUGCUCAGAUUGAGGAGACAAGGAGUUUUACAGAAGCCAUGCAGGUUGAACAAAACAUGACGGAAUCCAGAUUUGAUACACGUACAGAUUCUCAAUUUGACAGUUCCACAUCCAGUGUACACAGACUAGAUGCUUUAAGAGACCAGCUUAUGAACACAUCCCAGCAAGACAGGGUGGUUCAGGAGGUACAGCAGGUGAGCCUCAGUUCUGCCAUAGAGAUGGGCUAUUUCAGUGAAGAGAGUGGUAUGUUCACUGAACCACGAACCAGGCAGGAAAUGACCUUAGAUGAGGCAAUCAAGCGUGGACACAUCGAUGGCAACAGCUUGAUGGUUGAUAUCAAGACAGAUGAGAGACUAACCCUACAGGAGGGUAUCCAGACAGGAAGGAUCGAUCCCAUUCAGGGAAAGGUUGUUGAUAAGGAUUCCCAGUCUAAAUUUUCCCUGAAGGAUGCUGCCAAGUUCGGACUCCUAGCGGUUGCUGGAGCUCCGGCUUUGGCCAUCAUGAAGGCGACGGGGUCAUUGGGCCGGAAAACUAAAAAGGAAAAGUCCCCAACUUAUGACAGUUCUUCAGCUGUUGAACCGAUAUCCCCAACUACUGAAAUACCUAUAAAGAAGACACCACCUAAACCUCUGCCCAAACCUGUAGAUAUUUCUAAAGGUGUUCCAGUCAAUUUACAGUCGACGACUGUGAAUGUAGUAAGCCCAACCACAUUGGAAAUAAAAGAUACAAUUCAUGCACAGCACUUUGACAGUCUGCCUCGUAAGAAGGACGUUAAAACCGAGUCUGUAGAAAAGGUUACAAGAAAGGUUAAUGUAGAAGGUGUGCGUGACUCUGCAGCAGGUGUUGAAGUACCGCUUACGACAGCUCUAGACAGGGGGAUCAUCAACCAACAGGAAGGUACAUACACUAACAGUUUGACUGGACAGACCUUCACUUUGACCGAAGCCCUUGACCUUGGUUACAUACAGGGCAAAGUUGUUGACACAAUAUCAACCAAGGAGCAAACCACGAAGGAAGGCUUCCAAGCAGACGUCACAUUCCACGAGAAGAAGAGACUGUCAAUUGUAGCAGUGACCGAUUCUUUAACUGGUGAGAAACUAUCGCUGCCCGAGGCCGUUGUUCGUGGCAUAGUGGACAAAGAAGGUCGUACUUACUACCAUAAGGAAACAGGGAAGCGGAUUCCCAUUCUUGAUGCUGUACAGGAACAUCUUGUGGUUGCUAGGGAUGUUGACUCACAGAUGAAAACAGACGAAACAUUUCAGACCUCAAAGCAAGACAUUAUCACACAGACAAAGUCGUUGAAAGUCCACACUGUUGUAGACCCAGCCACACAGGAGAGAAUGAGCCUCCCAGAGGCUGUGAGGAAGGAUGUCCUUGACCUGAAGGUUGGGAUAUUGAAGAAUGUACGUACGGGUGAGGAGAUACCACUGAGUGAAGGUCUCAGACAAGGCUUAGUCCAGGGGGAUGAUGUUGCUGGCUUUACUUCCAUCAAAGGUUCUGAAGUAUAUGAGCAGACAGCUGAAACUUUACAUCUAAAAUCGGCAUUUGACAGUGAGACUGGACAAUUUAUUCCUAUAAAAUUAGCCAUAGAGAAAGGUAUCAUUGACAGUCAUUAUGGAAAAUUCAGGAAACCUAAUGGAGAGAUCAUUCCUGUUUCCAAGGCAGUGAAGGAAGGGCUCAUCAAAGCAGAAUCCAAGCGCCCAAUGUCUCCAAUGUCUCCUAGAACAACAGGUGUCACAUUUGAAAAGAAAUCAGUGAAUAUUCAGUCAGUGCAUGACCCAGUCUCCGGACAGGACAUUCCGGUGGUAGAUGCCGUUGACAGAGGAAUUCUUAACUUACAGACAGGUGUGUUUUUCAACUGUCGUACAGGAGAGAGGAUGAGUAUUCCUGAGGCUAUAGCUAAGGGGUCCAUCAAAGCUGAGAGUUAUCCUUCAGAAAUAGGACCAAUGGGCACAACAUUUACUGUGGAUGUAGGAUCUAAAUCAUUGACACUUCUGUCUGUGACGGAUCCCAGGACUGGUGAAAAGAUGCCUGUAUCCAAGGCCCAAAGACGUGGGCUGGUGUCCGAUGACCUCAAGACUUAUCAUGAUCCCUCUGGACCUGUGAUGGAUAUCUCAGAUGCAGUGAAGCAGGGGCUGGUAGAAGCUGGUACUCAAGAGGCAAUACCAGUUCUUACCUCCGUCACUAGAGAGUCUGUCACGGUCCAGUGCCUGAUAGAUCCAGUCACACAAACGGAGAUCCCAGUACAUGUUGCCAUACAGAAAGGGUUGUUUGAACCAGAGAGAGGUUUAGUUACAAACCUUCGAACUGGCGACAAAAUGUCUGUCGAAGAUGGUGUGAGGAAAGGCCUGGUCAAGGUUGAUUCCUCAAAGGUUAAAGAAAAGACAGAUGACCUUGUGGUAAUCAAGGAUGUAAUUGUCACUAAGGUCAAGGAUCCUAUGACUGGACGUGACCUCAAGGUCAAGGAGGCUGUCAGAAAGGGCAUUCUUGACAAGGAUAAAGGGUUGUAUUAUGACCCUCAUACUGGGGCAUCCAUGCCAAUUGAGGAAGCUCUGAAGAGCCACCUGGUGGAGGGAAGUCAUAUGUCACAGAGUCAGCUGGUUGACAAAAAGACAAAGGAUAUGAAGCAAAUCAACAUCACCAUGGUGCUUGAUCCUGAGUCUGGUAGGGAAAUCUCUGUCAAUGAGGCGAUUGAACGUGGAAUUGUUGACCAAGAUAUGACUACAUAUUAUGACAGGAAGCUGGGUAAGAGCAUCAAGAUGGAGGACGCUUUUCAAAAUGGCCAAGUUUCUGGAGUUGUACAGACUAUCACCACAACACAGACAAAGGUAAAAUCUAACCGACCUGGUUCCACCUACAACAUCAGAAGUGUCAUGGAUACUGCUUCAGGGAAAAUGCUGAAUGUAGCUGAUGCAGUCAACAGAGGCAUACUUGAUGAGAAAGGAAACUUUGUUGACACAAGUAAGGGAGAGGUUAUCCCGGUCUCAAAGGCGAUGAAGAAAGGCCUUGUCAGUGCUGAUGAGGUAGUGGCUACUAGUCCGGGAAGUAAAACUGACCAUCGAGGUGUCAGAUUGAGGGACGCCCUGAGGUACGGCUACAUUGACAUUCCUACGGGCAUUUACACUGAACCUACAAAGGGCAAGAUGUACACCAUCGAUGAGGCCAUUAGAAAUGGUCAUCUGACAGCAGAUGACAAACGCCCAUAUCGUUAUUCCGGGCCAAAAUAUGACAAUACCACUCACAGUUUCCAGCACGCUCUGCAGACAGGCCUCCUGGAUCCCAAGACAGCGAUGUUCGAUGAGAAAUUAUCAGGAAAAUACUUAUCGGUGGAAGAAGCUCUUAAGCAUCGAUACCUGUCACCUAUAGCAGGCAGGGUAGGGGGUCAAGGUGACUCAGUUAUUAUUCUGAAGGGGGCAGAAGUGUCUCCGGUCAUGUCUGAGGGGAUUCUGUAUACUGACUUUGUUGAUCCCAAAACUGGUGAAGAAAUUGACACAAAAGAGGCUACCAAAAGGGGACUGGUUAGCGUGGUCAGUGUCCAACAACCAAUCACGGUAAGCGAUGCUAUCCGAACAGGGUUGGUGGACAGUGACACUGGUGUGUACCAUGAUCCCAAGUCUGGCGACAAACUGUCCGUGGAUGAGGCAGUCAUCUGCGGGUUCCUGAACAUGGACAAACCUGAGAUACUGGAGGAUGUGCACCUUCCACAUAGUGAAGAACUCCCAGUGUCACUGACUGAAGCCAUCAGAAAAGGGGCUCUCAACGUGACUAAUGCUGAAUUCACAGAACCGCACACCCAACAGACUGUGUCGCUACAAAAGGCUAUUCAGCUUGGAUAUCUACAACCAAAACUGACAAGUAAUGAUGACAUUGAUGAUGUAACAAAUGACAGCAGUGGAAGUAGUAAAACGGAUGACAGUUUUGAUGGUAAGACAGAGGACAGCAUGGAUGGUAAGACUGAUAACUCUGUCAUUGAUGACCUGCCUCGCGAGGUUGAGGCAGAGAAAUACACAGUUGUCCUUGAGGGAUCACCAUUUUCUCCCAAGGUAGGGGUGGUUGUAGACCAGGAUGGUGGUGUGGUUUCACGCACGGCAACCGAGGUGCAGAUUAAAACAGGCACUGCUGUAUAUGUCACCAAGCCUGGCUUUAUUGUCGAGUCUAGUGGGCGGGUACGCAACACCUCGACGGGUGAUGUGAUGACAUUCCAAGAGGCUGUCGAUGCAGGACUGGUGGAGGCUGAGAGUGUCGAGGGCAGCAGUGAAGUUCAGGUAACAGGCGGCACCAUCCCACCAGGCCUUGAAGGUGACUCUUCCUCCGGAUCCUCCCUGACUACAUCCCUGACUACUUCUGAUGGGAAAACCGUUUUACAGGACUCGGAGACAAAGAUGUCUAACCAAGUGGACGGCUCAACAUCUCUCCAUCGUGAUUCAAGUGGUAACCAUGGGAUCGGUGAUGAAGGACAGGGACCCCAUACAAUGACCUUGACCCAGAUUAUGCAGCAAGGCCUUUUUAAUCCCUGCAGUGGAUUAUUUCAUGACCCAGUUUCCGGAAAUAACUUUUCUCUCGGUGCGGCCAUUAAACAUGGUUUGAUCGAUGCCAAGAAAUCUUUAUUCAAGCUUCCUCAGACAGGGGAGAUAAUCGAUCUACAAGAAGCAAUUCAAAGUGGCGCUGUCAACAGUAAAACCGGCAAUGUGUUUGAUUAUGUCAAAGGCGAGGAAAUUCCAUUGCAUGUGGCUGUGCGACGUAAACUUGUCUCAGAUGAUUCAGAAAUUGUGUCUGGUCGGUCGUUUUCUAUUAACACUACCGACGACCCACUUACAUUCCAGGAUAGGAUAAAGGGAGGUAAGCUAUCGUUCCCGCUUAAUGUGACUGAAACUAAUUUUGAGGAAACAAUAUCCAUCCGUGAUAAAAAGUCUGGAUCAGUAGUAAGUUUGAAAGAUGCUAGGAAGAACAGCAUUGUUAAGUUUAUAGAGAGUGAUUUAUCCAGUACAAAAGUAGGAAUGAAGGGCUGUUUCGUUAAGGACACAUUUAAUGACAAGUGGCUAUCCUGGGAUAAAGCCUGUGAUGCUGGCCUUGUUGGAAAUCUAGACAUCACUUCAGAAAAUUCUGCUAACCGCCGUGACUCCAAGCAGAUCAAAAGAGUCACAUGGUCAUCUUUCAAUGACAAAAAGAGGGAAAGUUGCGAUGCUAAGAAAGAGGAAGACGAUGAUAGUGGGAAAGACCCGUCUGAGUCAGAAUUGGAUAUGGAAAUUGCAGCAGCACUCAAAGCAAAGAAUAAAAGAAAACAUUCCAUAGAAUUGUGUUCGAUGUCGGAUUUACCAGUGACAUUAGACGACGUCAUAGAUAAUGGUCUCUAUGACCCGGUCACCAACACAGUAUGUGAUGUCAGCACUGAUGAAUCUGUUGCAUUUGUGGAUGCUAUUGAGCGAGGUCUGGUUCAUAAAGCCUCUUUGAUUCGUGAUCCUGUGAGCAAAGACAUUUUAACAUUAGAGGAGGCUAUAGAUAAACGUAUCAUUGACCCUCUUUCAGGGAGAAUGAUGUUGUCGUCAGGGUUACCAAUCGCAUUAAACUUCGCUGUCAACAGGGGCUUGGUAGUGAAAUGUAAAUCUCCAUUCUCUCUCUCACUUUCGGAAGCCAUUGAGGAGGGACUUUUCGACAUAACUACAGGGAUGAUGCUAAACCCAGACACAGAGGAAAAAAUGGGGUUCUCCCAGGCCAUAUUCUCUGGAAUGUUGGAUUGUAGUAUCAUUAAGGUACGGGACGUGGACAGUGGUGAGGUUCUGGGAUUUCAGGAGGCCGUUGAGAGAGAUCUGCUAAAUCUAGCGACGGGGAUGUGUUACGAUACCUCCAGUGGGGAUACCCUUUCUCUCAUAGAGAGUAUUGAAAGGGGCAUUCUUAUAGACCUGACAAAUCAGCCGAAAUAUAGUCUCCUGGAGGUCGUUGAUGACUGUCUCGUGGAUGACGAAGGUAAAUUCCAUGAUCCAUCAACAGGGUACGCAGUCUCGUUAAUAAGUGCUAUAGACUCGAGUCUCCUCGACCGUGACUGUGUUCUUGUCCGGGAUUUAGAGAGUCAAACUCUGGUAACAUUAGACGGAGCUAUAAAUGAGGGCAUUGUGAACUCCCUCACAGGAACAUACUCAUGUGGCAAAACUAACUGUGAUUUCAACACAGCCGUGUCAAAAGGUUUACUCAUACAAAAUCUCGGCAGUACAGAUUUAAAUCUGAUUGAUGCAAUUCAUGAAGGAGUUUACAAUGUGACUCGUCAAAAUUUCAUGGAUCCAAGGAACGGAGAAGUGAAGUCCUUCAAGGAAGCUCUGGAGUCAAAGCUUGUACGCUGUGAUGAUAUUGUGAUAAAAAAUUCAAAGUCUGAAGAAUAUCUGACAUUUGAGGAAGCAGUGUCGAGAAAACUCCUGGACUUGGAAGAAUGUCAAGUAUUUGAUCCUCUAGAGGAUGAAUGGUUAGAUUUGAAGACAGCACUAGCUCAUGGGCUUCUCAGACAGACCAUGGGAGAACCAGCUAAAGGCCUUGUUACCAUAGUGACUGAUGGCACGUACGACCCUGAACUACAGAGGGUCAAGGACAAAACCUCUCAAAUGUGCGUCGAUGUGGAAGAUGCUAUUUCUAUAGGUAUUGUUGAUCCUUCUCAUACAUUUGUUCGUGAUAAUGCUCGUAACCAAUUCAUUCCACUCUCAGAGGCGAUUAAUUAUCACUUGAUGGAUAAAUACUCUGGAAAGGUGACAGACACAAAGACAUUUGAGAAAUUAGAUUUGUGUACAGCGGUGGAGAAAAAGUUGGUGGUAGAGAUGCCGGAGAAGGGGUUUACACUGGUAGAUAUCGUAAGUAAUGAACUGUACAGCAAAGAAAAACAAACCAUCCUACACCCAAGGACAUGUGCAAGGAUGUCGCUUCAGGAAGCAAUUUCGUGUAAACUUGUGGAUGGCUCUCAACCACAAGUUCUUGUGGCAGAACGGGGAAUUUUUAGCCCAAAAGAAGCAAUAGCAAAGAAAAUAUUGGAUGCCUCAACUGGAGCCUAUCUAGAGCAUACUCCACUACCUGAGGCUGUGGCUAAAGGAUUUGUUUUUAAAUCAGAACAGAAAGGAUAUCAGCCAUUUUUGACAGAAAUUGCCGAUAUUCUGAAAGAUUCUGAUUUCACUUCGUUGACAUCUGCUAAACAAAUCAAUGACUCAAGUCUCGGAGGUCAGAGUGAAUAUUCUCGAAGAUCAAACUAUGGAAAGCCUUUCUUUGGAAUUCAGAGAGCAGUUGAGGAGGGUAUUUUCGAAAAGCACAGAUGCACAUUUUAUGACCUCAGGAUUAAGUCCUCGGUUACUAUGGCAGAUGCAUUAAAGACUUUUCUUAUCCAUGGCACAAGGUCUAGGGUCAUGAACCCAGACACUCAGAAGUAUAUAUCUCUCAGUGAGGCUGUGGAUAAAGGAAUUGUCAGUGGCAAGACUGGGUCUAUCCUGGACAGGCAAAACAUGAAGAGCAUUCCACUAGAAAAAGCGGUUGAGGAAAACUUAGUUGUGGAUGUGCCGUUCACACGAGUUACUCUUGAUGAGGCCGUGUCGUACGGCUUACUGAAUACAAAUGUUCUGAAAAUGCAGAGCAUGAUCUGUGACGAGAGGGUUUCGUUGGCUGAUGCUCUUGAUAAGGGUCUGAUCGACACGGAGGAUUCACUUGUCAAGGAUGUUGACAAGGACAUUGUGAUGACCUUGAAAAAGGCAGUUGACUGUGGCCUAUUUAACACAACAACGGCAUGUGUUGUUUGUGACUCGGGACGUAUUGUCAGCCUUAUGGACGCACUAAAUGAAGGUCUUAUCCUCAACGGUCGAAGUCUGUGUAAUUUUCCAAGACUUCCACAUUUGAGAAAACGGACCUUACAACUCGAUUCCUUAUCUAAUAGUGUGGAGAUUGCCUCCAAGCAACCCAAACAUUCCAGUGACAGCUCCGGCAUUGACAUGCAGGAGAACGAUGAUGUGCUUGACCUGAUGGAUCAGAAUAUAGAAGCCAUCAGUUUCGGUGAGGCACUCAGAAGAAACUAUUUAGAUAAAGAAACGGGUAAUUUUCGUUUGUCUGAUAGUGAAACUCCUGUUCCUCUGAAGGAUGCUAUUAGCCAAGGGCUGAUCAAUGUUUCUGGUGUUACAUUCCACGAUAGAAUUACUGACCAGAGUCUUUCUCUCAAACUGGCCUUGGAGGUGGGCUUACUGGAUUCCAGUACACAGACCUCGAGAAGAAAUUCCAGACAUGGAAUAACCUUCAGUGAGGCUGUCCAGGGAGGGCUGCUGACGGAGAAAAUGCAGGUCAACCUUGACAAUUCAGAAACCUCCGACCCCAGAAAACAGAAGAAAUCAUUUGCGGAAAAGUUAUCUAAAGAAAUUGAUAUCAUAAAAACUGCAAAAAACAUGUCAUCCUCCUUAGAUUCCUUAUUACAAGUUGUCAAAGACGACCAGGGAACCUAUCGUCUCGGCACAUUGCACCGUAUACUAAAGAAGGGAAUGCUUAAUCCAAGUACAGGACUGAUGGAUGAUCUUAUAACUGGUCAGCCACUGACCAUACAGGAUGCUGUCCAGAAUAACCUUAUUAAUAUGCGAGCAAGAGAGAUCGUAGAUCCACGGACUAGGGAGCUCCUGACACUACAGGAAGCUAUCAGCCUCAGGGUAGUGGACCCUGUAAGAGGUUGUUACAACGACACUGUCCAUCAGACGUCAAUGUCGCUCAAAGAAGCAAUGGAGCUAAGCCUUAUCAUAGAGGGCUUGGCCGAAGCUCCCCAGCCAAAGAGUUCCGUGGAAAUUUAUGUUGAAGAAAUUCUUACCAAUGAACAGAACAAAGGUAAAGCCAAAUUACAGGAUGCGUUUUCAUCUGGUGUCUUGCAUCGCUCAAAUUCCUCCGUUAUUGAUCCGGACACAGUUCAACCAAUUACAUUAAAGCGUGCUGCAAGUCUUGGAAUGAUUGACAUGAGUACUGGUGAAUUCAAAAACCCCCAAACAGGUGAGAGCAUAUCUCUGAGCGAUGCUGUGGAGAAGGGAUUCAUCUUGAGUCCCAAGGGUCUGACACUGUACAGUGCUGUGAACCAGGGACUCUACAGUGAUAAGAACUGUCAGUUCGUGGACCCGGGUACAGGGAAGGAGCACACUCUGAAGGAGAUGAUUGACAUGGAAAUCAUAACGCCCAUGUGUCUGGAGAUACGUGAUCUCACACAGAAGGGAAUCGUCGUCACACUGCAGACAGCCAUCGACAGGAAAACCAUAGAGCAGAUAAAAAAUGUGUACGUGAAUUUGGUGAAUAAUCAGGUAUACAACUUCAACGAGGCCAUCGCUGCAGGCCUCAUCAUCAGUAACAGUCCACGAGAGGGGCUGCGUGAGAGCAACAACAGCCAGAAUGUCAUGGCCGCCUCAGGUGCGCACACCAUGGAGUCGGUAAGGUACCGCCACUUAGCUGAGAAUGCAUAUGGUCCUGUCCUCACGCGCCCAUUCUCUAUGGGCAGUCGUUCUCGAAACAGCAGUUCGUCUGAUUUGACAACUGAUUCAUCGAGCACGGACAGGAAGGAUCCUCAUACAUGGAUGAUGCCACUUACCUCUGAAAUGAUCCGUCAGAUGAUUGUAAAUGCUAAGCAUAAGAAGGAUGCAGCAGCUCAGAGGAAUGAUAACACAGACAAGAACAGUAAAUCUGAGGACGAGUGCGACGCUGGUUCAAUGACGCCGACCAUGGAUGAAGACAUAGAUGCAGAACAAAAUUUGAGUAUGCAAGAAAACAACAAUGACAAAAACAGAGCUGAAAAAAGCUCAAAUCCAUCGACACCAACUACACCACAGGUCACUGAGAUACCAUGGCAACAUGAGGUCAAGGUCAUAGAAGAGGUCAGAGUCAAACCAGCCAUGGCAGGACUACGGAAGGGAAGGUUAGUUGACUCCUACGACAAACUGGCUCAGGAUCUGAACAAUGAGCUAAACUGGCUCUCAGAUGUUGAACAGUUGCUAAGAGAUGAUCAGCCCAUCAAUGAUGAGGCAAGCAAAGUUCAGGGACAAUUAGACGCACAAAAGACUCUCCAUGACGAUAUCCAGAAGCACCAACAGCCAAUCCUGUCCCUUGUGUAUCAGACUGAGCAGCUCCUUGAGAACCACCAGGAGGAGCUAACUCCUGAACAGGUCACCGAGGUUCAGCAGCUCGUAUCCAGUCUCAAGGCUACGUUCGGCAAGGUCCAGAAAACUGCUGACGGAAGAGUCAAGCAUCUGACCACUGCUUGUAACGAGGUUACUAAAUUUGAAGAGGAGAUGACCAAGUUUAGUGAUUGGCUGAGAGAGACCAAGAACGACCUGACCACACACCAGAGGGAGGUCACCAACCUUGACCGUCUGAAAGAGAUCAAGGAACACCAGAAGGAUAUGAUGAAUGACAUGAUCUCCCACCAGGCAGACAUCAGAUUUAUGUCCAUGGCUGUUCAGAAAUACAUGGAAGAGGCCAAGCUGCACAAGCUAGAGGUUGAUGCAUUCAAGGCCAAUCGCAGGAAGACCAAUCGCCUCAGCUGGCUCGGAAUGGAGGGCAUGGAGGCAGAACAAGUAGGUGACAAAUUAAAAGCAGCAACAACAAGCUAUGAAGACCUCAAAUCCAAAUGUGCAUUGUUUGGAGAAAAACUUGGAACACUUUCAACCAAACAACGGAAUUUCAAUGAGAGUACGUUUAAACUCCUGACUUGGCUAACAGAUGUUGAAGAGAAACUGUCCACAUCAAAACAAGAGUCAGCUACCACAGAACCAGAGGUUCUACGACAACAGCUCGGGCUAAUGCGAUCAGCCAGCAGUGACGCCAUCUCACAUGGAGUACAGCUGGACGAUUUAGAGAAGUUAUCACAUGAUUUGAUUGACAUGUUAAAGGAUUUGGCUGUUGAUGAAGACCACGUACACAAGCUAGAGGAUAUCAUAGACGAUAUCUCUGGUCGACACAAGGAAGUGUUGAAUGAGGUUAAUGAAAGGUCAAACAGCCUCCAGAUGGCGCUGACUAAAUCCCAGGAUGUUGAAGAUGCCCUUGACAACCUGUUGUCAUGGGUACGUGAUACGGACAAAACACUGACCACUCAAAAGCCGGUCAGUCUGAUGAGAGACAGGCUGAGCGAACAAUACCAGGAACUUAAAACAAUAAGUGCCGAUGUGGAAAGUCAUAAACCAAGCUUAGAUUCUGUGAGACAUGAGGCAAACGAACUUAUCAAAACGUGUGAACUAGAUAUGGCGAAGUCACUAGAGUCUAAAUUGGGAGACCUUGCCAACAAAUUUGGAGGUGUCCAGUCUAAGUGUAAGGCCCGAGCCAAAGACAUUGAAGAAAUCUCCGAAACUCUCGGACACUUCCAGGACACACUCGAACACUGUAAUGUCUGGCUGAAUGCCAAAAUAGAGAACCUUGAGGACAAAAACUGGAAUAAAAAGUCUGGUGAUGAAAUGAAAGACAAAGUGGACGGUAUGACUAUCGAGAAAAAGAGGAAGGAAGAAAUUGUGGACGAAUUGAAACAGCUCGGACAGGCUCUUGUUGAAGAUCCUCGUACAGGAGAGGUCAGUGAGUUGAAAGAAAAAGUGACAGAACUUUGUAGAGAGUGGGAGGACUUUAAUGGACUGCUGUCCGAGAGAGAACAAGAGGCAUCGGAAAAGGAGAGACAGUCCGACGAGUACAGCAACACGAAGAAGUCCGUUGUGGACUGGCUGACUACCAUGGAGGGUAAGGUGGACGCAUUCGAGCCCGUGGCUGUUGAUGUGGAGGUGGCAGCUACUCAGAUAGAAGAGCUACAGCCCAUGCUGCAAAACUACCAGGAUUACGUAGAUACAAUUGACGAGGUCAAUGACCUUGGAUGCGCAUUUGACGCCCUUCAAAAUGCUGACCAGAGACCAAGCAGUCCCUUCAGGAAAAUUAUGCGUGGUCGUCGAUUGCCGAGUCUGAUGUCACCUCGUCUACGAAGUCCAUCACCCACAUUCCCACCACCAUCUCCUACAACCAUGCUGAGCCCCAUGUCUAGUGAAUCGGGAAUAAGUAGCAAAAAGAGCUCCUCCGAUAACCUGCUGGUAGAAGAUCUGACAGAGAUUCAACAGGAGCUUGUUGACAUUAACCAGAGGUACGAUCUCCUGGGGGAACGCCUCGCCGAUCGUCACCACGAGUUACAGAGCAUGCUUGACAGCAUGAGGAUAUUCCUUCAGGACCUCAACGACCUCAUGACCUGGGUUGACCUCAAGGACCUUGACGUCCACCUAGCAGCACCUCUGCCAACCAGUGAAAGGGAGGCUAAGAAAAAACUUAAAGAUCAUGAGGAGUUCCACAAGGAGCUGCUAGACAAGGAAGGUCUGGUGGAGGAAAUCCGGGCCAAGGCCCAGGACUUAAUGAAGACGAAGAAGGGCAUCCCCGGUACAGAUGUUGUACAGCAGCAACUUGCUGAGCUAGAGGACAAAUGGUUGGAUGUGAAAGUUGAGUCGGAACAUCGUAGGAAGUCGCUGGACGACAUGGUCACUGACCUUCGAGCUUUCAAGGAUGCUGGAGUCCACCUUCAGAAAUGGGUUGCGCAGAAAGAGAAGAUGGUUGGUGUGUUAGGUCCUGUGGCAACUAGCCCUGCCCUCAUACAGAACCAACAGCAGCAGGUCAAGUUUCUUCAGGAGGAGAUCCAUGGUCAGGAGUCUCUUUACGAAACUUUCAUCAGGUCUGGUCACUCUAUACUGGACAAGUGUGAGCCGGACUGCAAGGAGUCCUCACACAUCAGUCAAAAAAUGGAUGUUAUCAGCAAGGGCUGGGAUCGUAUUGGGUCACGUCUGAGGGACCGCGCCCAGAACCUCACAGCUGUGGAGGGAUUAAGUGGGGAGCUUGACCUUACACUACAGACUGUUGGUGACUGGAUUGCAGACUUCUCCACCCGACUGGAGAAAAUUGAGCCAGGAGCAGUCAGUCCUAUGGAACACAGAGCACAGAUGGACUUCAUACAGUCCCUGGAAGCUGAGGUUGUUAAGCAAAAGCCGAUGGUAGAGAAGGCCAAGGAAUUGUCGAAGAAGGUCGCAGAGAACACCAAGGACCCCAGUACCAAGGCUGAGCUCAAAAACAAGCUCGCUGCUGUAGAAAAACCACUCCAGGAGAUUGAGAAGAAACUAGCUUGUAAGAAAUUAGAGAUCGAACAGGCCAGUGAGGAGGGGCAGAACUUCCAGGCGGCCUGUACAGAUAUGCUCGACUGGCUGGCUGACAACAAAGAGAGGCUCAAGGAACAGCCGCCAAUCUCUGGCAGCGAUGGAAUUCUGAAGGAACAAGCUCUUCAGCAGUCUCUUACUGCCAAGGAUAUAUCAGAACAUUUACCAGAGUUCAAGGACAUUCUGAAGAAAGCCCAGCAACUCCUGGAUACACAAACGCCCUCGGAGCACACUGAGGAACUGGCCAAUCGUGUGCAGGCUAUCAAAGCAGACUGGGAAGAGUUGAACAAACUGGCCAAUCAGAGAGGCCAACAGAUAGAUGCAAGUGUGAAGCAUGCCACGACAUUCCAGGAUCAGAUGGAUAAUAUGUUGGUAUGGUUACAAAUGAAGGAAGACCGUCUGAAGGACUCGUCUUCUGUUAGUAUGGACAGGGAUGGCCUAGCCAAGAAACUCAAGGAUGCCCAGAGCCUUCAGGCUGAUAUGUUGAAGAAAUCACAUGAUCAUGACAUCAUCAAUAAGGAGGGUCAAGCACUUAUCAAUGUUGUUGACGCUGACCAGGACCACGUCGCAAAGAACCUCGAAGACGUCAACAGGCGAUGGAAAGACCUUGAUGGAGGAGUGGCCUCUCGUGUUGCUGAACUUGAAGAUUUGACACAGAAACUAGACGAGUUCCAUGACAAUCUGAGGGAUGUAGAGUCCUCCAUGCAGAAGUGUGAGGACAGACUGGAGGCCCACAACAAACAGGGUAGCUCCGCCAGGGACCCCAAACAUGUCGACAAGAUGAAGGCUAUGCAGGAGGAUGUGGAACUUAUGACACCUCAGUUGGACUAUGUCGAGGCCUUGUUGGAUGGGUUCAACCUUGACAGCGAUAGCUGUUCAACACGACCUCUGGCUGAUGACGUUGAGAAGGUGAAGGACAGACAUGAAAGUCUUCAUAAUGAAAUUACAUCACUACUGUCAGAUUUGGAGGCCGGUUCACAAGUUGUGUCAGAGUACCAGGAUGAACUUCAGAAGGCUGCGGUCGAGUUAUCUGCCAGUGAAAACUUCUUUGCCAACCUGGAACCUAUCAGCCGUGACGAGUCUGCCCUGACAGGCCAACACAGGGACAUGGAGGAAUACUUGUCAAAACUUGGAGAGAUGAAAGACAAAUGUGAAAACCUGGAAAAACAGAAAAAGAACCUGGAAGGUUCAGGUUACAUCACUGAUUCAGCUGCUGGAGGCUCUCCAUUGAGGUCCCUACAGAAACAGCUGGAUGGUCUGAAGGACCGGGCUAAACAACGCCAGGAUGAGGUGGACUCUGUAGCCAAUAAGAUUGAAACAGUGGCUGACAACCUGCGUCGAACACGCACAAGUUUGGACCGUGCAGCAUCUGAGCUGGAUAUGCAUGAGCCAAUCGGAACUGACCUUAAAGCGAUCAAACGACAGCAGGAAGAGCUCAAGAUGUUCCAGAAGUCGGUGUCAGAGCCGCAACAGAAGAGAGUGGACACUGUGUUAGCGGCUGCUCAGGAACUUAUUCAGUCAGCAGCACCAGGUGUCAGCACCAGUAACUUGGAGGCUGACCUUGAAAUAAUGACUGACAAGUCGUCAGAACUUAAUGAGAAAGUAUCAGAGCGUGAGCGUAGCCUCGACAAUGCCCUCAUACACGCUGGAAAGUUCAACGAUGCUCUUGACUCGCUCCUCAGCUGGCUGAAGGAGACGGAGGAGAUGGUAGCCAACCAGAAGGCUCCAUCCCCGGAUUAUAAGGUAAUCAAGGCCCAACUCCAGGAGCAGAAAUUCCUGUUGAAGAUGUUGGACGAUCGUGAGCCAAGUGUCAAGUCUGCAAAACAAGUGGGCACCAACCUUCAGAAGAAUGUCGACCCUCGGGAACAGAAGGGCAUCCAGAAUCAGAUUGCCCAACUACAGCAACGCUAUGACACACUCAAACAUAAUGCUGGCAACCGUCUGGACACACUGGAGCAGGUCGUCACACUUGCGAAGGAGUUCCAGGAAACCCAGGAUCCACUCGCUUCCUGGCUAGACACCAUGGAGAAGAAAUUUGCAUCUCUUGAACCAUCUGCUAUGGAUACAGAGGGCAUUGAGAACAUCGUUUCCUCUCUGCUGGACAUGGAGAAGGAGAUACAGGAUCGUGAUGAACAGGUGCGUAUCUUGGCUUUACGAGGCAAGGACUUACAAAACCACUGUAAACCCAGUGAAGUCAAGGUCAUUCAGAAGAAAAUUGAUGAUGUGCAAGGUCGCUACCUUGAACUCAAAAACAAAGUUACAGACUCUGCAGAACAGAUGGAAGAGGCAUUGCCCAUGGCAACUAACUUCAAUGAGGCACAUGCCAAGUUCAUUGACUGGGUUGUGAAGAUUGAGCCCAAGCUCCGUGCCAAGGAGGCGACCGGUCCGGAGGCUGAGGAGCAAGUACAGGGAUUCAUCGACAAACUGCUGGAGAUCCAGCCUAUCUUGGAAGUACUCAGUAAUGACGGCAAUCAGCUUGCUGAACUCGCACCCGGUGACGCAGGGUUAAAGGUCGAGGAUAUGAUGAACAAGGAUCUGAAGCGCUUUGAUGCUGUUAAUGAACAAAUACAGAAACGCUCACAGAAGCUCCACUCCUCGAAACAGCGGUCAUCAGAGAUCGUGGGAGACAUGAACAACCUCCUGGAAUGGUUUGAGGAGCAAGGCAAAAAGAUCAUAAAUGCUGCACCGGUCAGCAGUGACCCUGACACUCUGGCCACACAGGUCGCUGACCAGAAGGUGAUCAAUGAGGACAUUGCUAGUCGGAAAGGCAAGGCACGUGAUCUCAUUACAAGGGGGAGGAAACUCCUGCGUGAGAGUUCACUUGAAGACGACCCCAGAUUACGGGAGAGAGUGGAGACCCUCAAACAGGCUGUCGAUGCCAUCACAAAGCUUGGCACAGAUAGGCUCUGUCUACUGGAACAAGCUCAGCCAUUGGCUAAGCACUUCACUGCCACCCACCAAGAUCUGCUCGACUGGUUCAGUGAAGCAGAACCAGCGCUACGUGAGCUUGAGGUCAUGUCCAUCGACGUUGACGAGGUCAAGAAGCAACAGGACAGCAUCAAGGUACUAAAACAAGACGUCCAGGACCACAAGCCUGUGAUAGACAGACUCAACAAAACAGGAAAUGCACUCCUCAAGAUUUGUGCUGACAAGGAUGGAGUCGAAGUUCAGGCUAUUCUUGACGAUGAUAACAAGCGCCUGGAUAACAUUCGUAACUCCAUGAAGGACAGAUCAUUGUCCAUUGAUGAAGCUUUACAACAGUCGGCUGAGUUCACAGACAAGUUGGAAGAUAUGUUGGAGAACCUAACAUCCACCUCAGAACAGGUCCAGCAUGCUGAAGCCAUCGCAGCACAUCCAGAAAAGAUUCGGGAACAGAUUUCUGAAAACAAGGCUAUGAUGGACGACAUGGACAUGCGACAGUCAGCAUUACGGUCCGUCAAAUCAACAGCCGAGGAGCUCAUCAAACAGGCCAGCAGUGACCAGGACGAGGCUGUGCAAGACGUACAGCAGAAACUAGCUGAACUGAUCCAGCUGUUUAACGACAUUAAGGGAACGACACAGAACCGGAGCCUCGCUCUGGAGGACACACUAGAGGUGUCCGAGAAAUUCUGGGAUGACAUUCAUCAUCUAACCGGCGCCAUGAAGGAUCUUCAGGACAACAUCAACUCGCAGGAACCUCCAGCCCUGGAACCUGCCAUCAUCAGAGAACAACAGGACUUCCUUGAGGCUAUUAAAGAGGAAAUAGAGGACUCAAAGGGUGAACUAGAGGAGGUACGACAGACCGGGGAUCAGCUGAUGACGCUGUGCGGUGAACCAGAUCGCCCAGAGGUCAAGAAGAACAUUGAUGACCUCAACACAAACAUGAGCGAGAUUGAAGCUGAGUGUAACAAACGCUCUAAGACGCUGGAGGACGCACUCAACAAGGCUGUCCACUUCCAGGAUGAGCUCAUGAAACUGCUGGUGUGGCUCCAGAAGAGGGAGGUCUGCAUGAGGGAGAUGGGAAAGGUGGGAUCUGACUUUGAAACCAUCAAAGUUCAAUGGAAUGCAGUCAAGGUAUUCAAAGCAGAGGUGGAACCCAAACAAGUGGCCAUUGAGUCGCUCAACCAGAAUGGAAACGACAUGGUCAAGGAGUCAUCCUCGAGCGACCAGGCUCUAGUGGUCAAAGAACCUUUGACCACAGUCAACAAACGCUGGGAUGGGCUCCUGGAGGGAAUUGCUGACAGACAGCGCAAGCUCCAGUUGGCCAUGUUGGAUGCCGGUCAGUUUGAGCAUGCACUCAAUGAACUGUUGGCUUGGCUGGACAAAACCGAACAAACUCUGGACGAGACACAAUUGUCUUUUGGUGACCCCAAACACAUAGAGAUAGAGCUCUCCAAACUCAAGGUUGUACAGAAUGAUAUAGACGCCCACAAAGAGAGUGUUGAUUCCGUCAAAGAGGCCGGUGCACGUGUCGCGGCCACAGAGAAAAGCUCGGACACUCCCAUCAAACGCAAGCUCAGUGAGGCCAACGGAACAUGGGGACGUGUAAAGGACAAAUGUGACAAGAAAUAUGCAGAGUUGAAGGACUCUCUCAGAGAGGCCAAGCAGUUCACAGGGGAACUUCAGGAUCUACUAGUACUACUGGGAGACCUAGAGGGUAAUCUCAUCACCACCACCCCCGUCGGGGGCCUCCCAGAAACUGCUCGUGAACAACUCGACAGAUUCAUGAGCAUGUUCGAGGAGCUGGAACGGACCAAACCACGUGUAGACAAGGUUAAAGAAGAUGGAAAUAACCUGAGAGGGAAAUGUUCAGAACCUGCUGCCUCCAACAUCCAACAAAACCUGGGACUUCUACAGCAACACUGGGACCACAUUGGAUCUCGUGCAACAGACAGAAAGAGGAAACUGGAGGAUGCCGUGGGGCAAGCUAACAAUUUCCACGCCGACCUGAACAAGUUCAUUGCCUGGCUUACGGGUACAGAGCGAACACUGAACAACUUAAACCCCGUCAGUCGCCUCCUGGAGCGCGUGGCCGUCCAGAUAGAGGACCACAAGGUUCUCCAGAAGGAUGUGAGCCGUAACCGAGAGGUAAUGAUCGCCCUGGACAAGACUGGCACUCACCUCAAGUACUUCUCACAGAAACAGGAUGUGAUUCUCAUCAAGAACUUGCUUUCUAGCGUCCAGCACCGUUGGGAGAAAAUUGUGUCCCGCAGCGCCGAGCGCACCAGGCACCUGGAGAGAGGCUUCAAGGAAGCCAAGCAGUUCCACACCAUAUGGAAGGAGCUACUGGAUUGGAUGAGAGAUGCCCUGCAGACAUUGGCCAGUAACCAGUUGGUCGGUAACGACCCAGUAACCAUCAAGGCACAGAUAGCUAAACACAAGGACUUCCAAAGAAGCCUAGGAACCCAUCAGCCACUGUAUGACAGCGUCAACAGGGGAGGACGAGCUCUCAAGGACAAAUGCCCGCCAGACGAUGUUCCCGAGAUACAGAAAAUGCUGACAGAACUGAAGGCACAGUGGAAUAAUCUCUGCGGAAAGUCUGUUGACAGACAGCGUAAGUUGGAGGAAGCACUGCUGUUCUCAGGCCAGUUUACUGAGGCUCUCCAGGCAUUACUGGACUGGCUGGGUAAGGUGGAACCAAUGCUUGGGGAAGACCAGCCCGUCCAUGGCGACAUCGACACUGUCAACAACCUGCUAGAGGCUCACAAGGCAUUCCAGCAGGAGCUUGGAGCGAGGUCUAACACUAUUGCAUUCGUACGGAAGCGUGCCAUGGAGUUAAUGGAUAAGUCGGAGGGUGACAUGUCACAACAGCAGGCAGAGCUUAUAGAGCUGUCUACGAGCUGGGAUCGAGUGUGUAAACUGUCUGUAAACAAACAGGAGAGACUCGAACAGGCCCAUAAACUGGCUGAAGAUUUCCAUAAGAAGGGACAGAGUCUGAUGGACUGGCUUGCCAGUGCUGAGAGACAGCUGAGGUACCGUGGGCCAAUUCCUGAUGAGGAGGCGCCCUUACUGAAACAGAUAGAGGAGCACAAGAGGUUUGAGGAGGACUUACUGAGACAAGAAGCAAAUCUACGUGAGACGUUGAACAUUGGUCAGGACAUAAUGAAGCGAUGCCAUCCUGAUGCUGUCUCUACCCUGAAACACUGGUUGUCAGUGCUGCGUGCACGCUGGGAGGAGCUGACUGGAAUGUGUAAGCAGCGAGGCCGUAAGCUGGCAGAGGGGCUUGCUGUUCUGCGCAGAAAUAACGCCUUAUUGGAUGAACUGGUUGCUUGGCUCAACGGCGCUGAAGGCACACUGACCGGGCUUGACCAGGAACCCAUUCCCGGAGACCUACAAGUCAUUCAAGACCUCCUCCAGGACCACCAGCAUUUCCAGAAUGAGAUGUCGGGUAAACAGCCAGAGAUUGACAAAUUGACCAAGGGAGAUCGACGACGGACAUCCUCUGUGUCUGGCGAAUCACACAUUCCUAUACUGAAGGGGCAGAGUGGACGUCAUACCCCAGUCAAGUCGAGGACGCCCAGAAAAAGUGACGCUGAUGGUCGCAGAACUCCAGAACCAUCAUGGAAGAACCCGCGGAUCGGAGCACUGUUUAACAAGUGGCGGACAGUAUGGUUGAUGGCUAUGGACCGUCAUAGGAAGCUACAGGAUGCUCUCGACUAUCUCAACGAGGUUGAGCGUCUGAAGAAGUUUGAGUUUGAGGACUGGAGAAGGAGGUACAUGCAGUGGAUGAGACACAACAAGUCCCGUAUCAUGGAACAGUUCCGACGUUACGACCGUGACCGUGAUGGCCGUGUGACCCGUGCAGAGUUCACCAACUGUAUCAUGGCCACAAAGUUCCCAACUACACAGCUAGAAAUGGAGCUUGUGGCCAACCUGUUUGACCGUGCAGGCUUGGGGCUCAUAGAUUACAAGGAAUUUGUGUCCGCACUCCGACCUGCAGACAGAGAGCCCCAGAAAACAAUCACAGAUGCGGAGAAGAUAAUGGACGCAGUCAAGAACCAAGUGUCCAAAUGUACCUGUGUCAAACAGUUUAAGAUCCAUAAGAUCGGAGAGGGCAAAUAUAGGUUUGGCGACUCCCAGAAGUUACGUUUGGUCCGCAUCCUCAGGAGUACCGUAAUGGUCCGUGUCGGAGGUGGAUGGGUUGCACUGGACGAAUUCUUGGUCAAAAAUGACCCAUGUCGAGCACGAGGUAGAACAAACAUAGAGCUUCGAGAACAGUUUGUAUUGGCUGAGGGUGUAAGCCAAUCAAUGUCAGGCUUUGUUACACGUAGUCCGGGCGGAAGUGAUCGUAGCUCCACCCAUUCGGGGAUGUCAUGGAGCACACGAUCGCCGAGCUCGGCCAGUGGUCCCAUCACAAAGCCAAGGAGGCGAUUUUCUAGACCCAACUCUCUGAUACGAGAGAAGACCCAGUACCCAACACCAUGGAAACAGCAACCACGCGUGAAGACAAGCCCAGAUGGCGAGGUUAGGCAAAUAAUGGCCCGCACGGAACCAGACGGUACAAAGUUCAUCAGGUCAAGGGUCGCACAUGACCUGCGCAGCCCCAGGGAGAUACAAAGCCCUGGAGCUACACCGAGUCGCAGUUCAAGUCGGGCCAGCACCAAUAGCCGACCGCCAAGUAGAGCAGACAGCGAGACAUCAGAAACCAGUGAACCGGAAAUAUUCACAACAGUUCAAAAGGAAACACGCAAAAUUGGAGGUCGAAGUGAGACAACCAUGACAUAUCAGACACACGUAGUGCAAACACGGACUUCGGUUACUCCUGCCACGGCUCGUGUCAGCACUCCUACACGUGUGGGUACGCCAACACGGGUCGGCACGCCAACGGCACGGGGAUCAAAAAUACCAACACCUUACAAGAAAAAGUGAUUUUGUGAUUCAAUUAGGUGUUGACAAUAUUCUUACUUUGGGUGGGACCUCCACUCGUACAGACAUUUACGAUUAAAACUAUCGGAUUUUGUUGUCAGCUUCAUUAUUCACAGACCAAUAUGCAUCCUUGACCGAGUCACGUGACCAAAGACUAGCUAUGUGAUAAGCUAUACCAGUGCGCUUAGGAUUUCGACUUUCUUUUAUUUCAUUUUAAAUUGAAAAUGUAUUGGACUUAUUCCACUUGAGUGAAGAUUUGGGGGAAUCUUCAUCGAAUGGAGGAAGGUUUGAAGUAUGAAGGAUCUAAGUUGUAUUUAUUCAUUCACGAAGGAAGAAUCUUUAAAAAACUGGAUAGCUUGCUUUAUUUAGAAAAAGUAAUAUGUAGCCUAGUUGUAAACUGGGCCUGUAUUAUAUCUUUUGAUAUUUGUUUUUGUAUAAUAUAUGUAGAGGGAUUUUUUUUUCCUUUUUUUCCUUUUUUUUUUAAAACAAAGGUCUUUAUUCCAUUAUACAUUGAAUGUAUACAAAAUUUCGUAGCUGUAGUAAAUUAUAAUCGUAUUGGUUUAAAAAUUAUAAUCAAAGCAUUUUUGAUAGUAACCUGAUGUAGAUUUCUAUACAAAUAAUGGUAUAUUCCGAAAUGAAUGUAAGGAUUAUAAAGAACUACCAGUUCUACUCUCAGUAAAAAAUUUGAAAAAAAAUUACCAUAUUCCAAGAUUUCAUGGUGCUUGUGUGUUCUUGUUUACAAGAUUUGGAACUUUAAAAUUUAGAGUUUCCAGCAUGCCCUGCAGAUUUAACGCAUGGUUUUAUAUGGUCCACUGUCCUGUUUUUCUCAAUGUAUUAAGAGAAAUUGUUUUUGCAUUCUUGUUAUGUUUAAAGCUCUACCGUGAAUCUGACUGGCGUCGUGUCAUUCCCGAGGGGUUGGUUAGCAAGGGUAACGCUGCUGCUUGUAUCAUUACACCAUCCUUUGCUUAACAAUUCGGUUUUAUUUGAGAAAUCAAAUAAAUCUUCAUAAUUAUCUAGAAAUCAAAAGGACAUAGAAAUCACCCCAUAAUUUCUAUCAAAUUCAUAUUUUUGCACCGUUUUGCUUGAAUUUGAGAGAUUGUUUUAGAGUGGGGGAAAAUAUCUAUGCCUUGGAAUGACGCAAUGCCAAGAGUGUGUUUUUAUGGUGGAAAUAUUGUUUAUGCUUGCUGGAAUUGAAUAUUGUGAUAUUCUAGAGAAUAUUUGAAAUGUAGUAUUUAUCGUCAGAUGAAAAUAUGAGUGAGUAGAAUAAAGAGUGUAUAAAAAAAUAAAUACAAGUCUCUAUGUGUAUAUAUAGGUUGGGAUAUAUAUAGAUAUAUGUAUAUAUUGUUUCUGGAUAAAUAUCUAUGGACUGUCAUUUGGUUGUAUAGUCCUGCCUCCUCACAAUCUGUAGCCAUCCUCAUUUCCUAAGAUGCUAUUCCUGUAAAUUUGACAUGAAUAUGUUAAUUAAUGUAAUUUACAUGAAUAUUAAUGAGAUAUAUUUACACGUUCAAAGUGUAUACGUUUAUUCGAUCUAUAAGCAAAAUAUUAUGAUUUCAGUUAUGUAAUUAAAUAAUUUACAUAGGUAUGUUAAAUAUUAUUCUAGCUGUUUGGAGUGGUUCAUUUUAAUGUAUUUUUGUACGCAGUAUGUAAAUGAGGCUGAAAGAAGCAACCGUUACGGUGAAUAGUCUUUUGAUGUGACUGUUGGAGGAGAGAGAUUUAUUUAUUCAAGGUAACGCCCACUCUACGUUCCAGUAUUUAAUGUGGAACAUGUUUUAGUGUUGGUUUAUCGGGAUGGAGGUGGAUUGUAUGCAUAUCAAAGUUAUAUUUCCACUACAAGUGCUUUUCAUGUAUAUGUAGCCUAUAUGUAUAUACCGGUAUAAGUCGGUACCACACUCCUAGUGUAUAUACCGGUAUAAGUCGGUACCACACUCCUAGUGUAUAUAGGAUAUAAAUAGGUAUCAGGUCAACGUUAUACACUUGUACUUAAAAUAAUGCUGUAAUAUUCUUCAAGUGUUGCUGUGUGAUAUUAAAAAUAAGAAUAUUUCCGUAAUCAUGCAAUAUUUUGCACGAUCGUUAGUAAAGCUUGCUGUAAUAAUCACUGAAAAUAAAUUAUGUAAAUGUGAUAAACACCUACCAAUAAAAUAUAUGAAUAUUGAAAAUAAUGCUGACAGUAUGAACAUGUUGAGAAUAAAUAUAAAAUAUUCACCUGAUGUGAAUAUAGAAUAAUCAUGAAAUCUUGAAUAUUGAAUUAUUCAUAUCACACUAUAUGAGUAUUACAGUAUUUAUUGGAUGUGAAUAUUUAUAUAUUCAUCCCGUCAUUCCUUCCUGUAAUGUAAUUAUUCAUUUGCUCAUUUUAUGUAAUCAUCAUACAUAUACAUUGUAAUCAUGUAUCGAGCUAUAAAUAUCACUGUGAGAGACGCCACGUAGCCUGCUAUAUACGGCCAGUGGGGCUGAUGGGAGGGGGGGCAGACAGUAUAUCUGGUUACUAGGGUUACACUAUAUACCAACACUUAUACAAAUUUUCAUUUUGUUUCCAUGACAACGUGAGGAAUAAGUUGUUUCUGUAUGUUUCUGAAUAAUUGUAUUGGGUAUGCAUGUGGAAUCUGUACCGCGUCCCUGGGGUAUGUGCCCUUGGGGGAAGGGCACUGUCCCAGGGGUAGGGGUGUGGUCCUCUAAACACCAGUAACUGUAAGCAUUGAUAUUCAGCUUCCUUGCUUCAUAUGCAAGUCAAAUGGAAUAAGUAAAAGGAAUCUCAAUAUGCA
Molecule: messenger RNA, 54539 nt
Organism: Mizuhopecten yessoensis (Yesso scallop)
Lineage: Eukaryota; Metazoa; Mollusca; Bivalvia; Pectinida; Pectinidae
Exons: 102
Coding region: 430-51783 (17117 amino acids)
Biological process (GO): intermediate filament cytoskeleton organization; wound healing
Cellular component (GO): cytoskeleton; membrane; cytoplasm
Molecular function (GO): structural molecule activity; calcium ion binding; microtubule binding
Source: RefSeq, a predicted model, not a curated record